Molecule: messenger RNA, 79424 nt
Organism: Podarcis lilfordi (Lilford's wall lizard)
Lineage: Eukaryota; Metazoa; Chordata; Lepidosauria; Squamata; Lacertidae
Source: the annotation of a GenBank genome assembly
GGCGGCUUAUUCACGCGCGCGCUGCUUCCUCUUCCGGGUUGGUGCGUCACGAGGUCGGAGGUCACGGAGUUGGAAAGUGCUGGCCAUGGCGGCCUCGGAGAGACCCGAAGCAGAGGUAGCGCGCCUGGCUUUCCUGUGCGAGCGGGGCUGGGGAGCGCGGGGGGCCGGGCCGUGUGCAGCGGCACGAGCUCGCUCUCUUGCCUGAGAACGCUCGAGCUUCCUAGGCAAGGGCUGCGAAGGGGGCGAGAGGCUUCGCGGGGAUGCAAAGGGAAGUCCCUGCCUCGGGGCGCUGUGUAUGUGUGUCGGUGGAGUGAGCGCGUGGAUGCAAGGGAGCGUAUUGCAUUGCGUACAGACACGGGGCACAGCCCUAUAACGGCUCACUGCCACUCCUAGAUCUUGUUUACUAUGUGCUUAUGUAUCUGUUUUGCGCUUGCAGCCCGCCCUUCACCAAAUGUUCCACAGGACAGUUUACAAACAUGCCGUGAAUGAAACUAGUCGCAACUUAACGUUGCAGUCACAAAAGCAAAACCGUCAAACAGCCUGUGAUUUAAAAACAAACAAACCCAGUAACACAGAAAAAAACAACAUGGUACAGUAGUGUUGGAUAAGUGUCUGGCUGUAUAUUGCACCUAACCUGAAAGAGAUUUCAUGAGAACACGUGUAUUCGAUCAAAAGCUCAUCCCUACUUUGACCAACAGUUUGCAGUCGAGGGUGCCACAAGUAUGGAGUCCCUUUGCUACGGAGAGGUGCCUUUAGAGAACAACAGAGCCAAAUGCUUCUGGCAGAGGAAAUGUUUAGACGUAGGGAGAUGUGCUGGACUCUGCAUGCCCAUUGUUUUUACUGCAUCACCUACCCACAUGCAGCCCUGGUACUUUUUUGGUACUAUUAGUGCACAUGUGGUAGCAUGUUCAAGUCGACUUGCUACUCCUCCACUUGUCUACAGAGCAGCCUUAUGGAUGCUUGCUCAGAAUUAAGGCCUAAUAGGUAAAUAGAGCAUAUGUCUAAGGAUAGCAGCCUUGAUUUGCCAUUAAGGGAAAAACAGGCUUUUGAAUAAGAAUAACUGGCCAUUUUUGCUCUUCCUAUCUCUAACAGUGACCAGGUAUUCCAAGGGAAGUUGAUAUUAAUGUAAGAAAUAUAAAGUAGGCAAUAUUAUAUAUUCAUUGGAUCACCUGUUGGCUGUAAAAAUAUGAAACCUUUCUAGUUCCAAAAAACUCAUGCUGUAAUCCUAUGUGUUUUGUCCUCUGUAGUUUAUGUAGAAAUGCAUAACAAACUCAGUUAGUUAAUGGCAUAGCAAACUUAUUCUUGAAGAGCCCUGAAAGCCUGCACAGAUUAGUAACAAACUUUUCCAGCCAGGCCACACCUGAGUCAGCUCUCCAGGCCUCGCCCAGGUCAUAGCUGUUUCUCUUAAAGGGCCCACAUGCCAGAUAGUUAGAUAGUUAGAUGAUAAUGCAUUUGCACACAAAUUUAAGAGUAAAUUCAACUGAAGUAGUUAGAGCUUUUUUUUUAGUAUUAAAGAGAAAUAAAUCAUUUACAACAUUGUACACUGAACAUACCACACAGACUUCAGUAUUAAUUCCAGUGAUUUAACAUACUCUUAACCAGCUGUUGAGAAAGAGAAAUAAUAAAGCGAUUGAUUACAAUUACAAAAUCUUGAAAAUAUUAUCAUAUAUGUCCAUGUGGAAUUCUCACAUAGUACUGGAAUUUUCCAUAAAAGAAUGUCAGGUCGUAUUCUUUCUCUAAUUCUGUUGAAAAUGUAAGCUUUAAUUUUAGCAAUCUGCCAGUGGGACUACUAACUAAACCCUCCUAGGAUCACAUUGUAAGUUGCACAGUGGCAGCUCCUGUCAAAUAGUAGUGGAUAUUGCUUCCUGGUUCUUGUGCUGCAUGGUUCUGUAGGGCACUAUUUUGUCCCACUGCUAAUUAACACAUACAUGGAGUGGCCAUUAAGAGUUUUGGAGCAUGGUUUCACCAGUACAGUUGUACCUUGGAAGUCGAACGGAAUCCGUUCCGGAAGUCCGUUCGACUUCCAAAUCAUGGCUUCUGAUUGGCUGCAGGAAGCUCCUGCUGUGGAAGCCCUGUCGGAUGUUCGGCUUCCAAAAGUACGUUCAAAAACGAACAGUCACUUCUGGGUUUCAAUCGUUCGGGAGCCAAACCAUUCGAGAACUAGGCUGUUCAAAAACCAAGGUAUGACUGUAUACUUAUCACACACAGCUCUGUUUCUUCAUAACAUCUGAAUUGGGAGUGGCUGUUCAAUCCCUGAACCAGUACCUGAGUGUAGUGGUGGACUGAAUGAGGGCCAAUAAACUGAGUUUGAAUUCUGGAAAGAUAGAAUCUCUGUGGGUAGUUCACAUUGCUAAUUGCCUGUUCUGAAAGUACAAGUAUGUAGCGUGGGGGUAUUUCUCUAUAUAUACGAGGUGCAAGUGACUUCUAUGGUUAGGAGUUCCUUUCGUUGGCUUCAUUUGUAUGCUAGAUACAGCUGUAUCUGAAUCAGGUUAGCUUGGCUUUUGUAGUCCAUGCAUUGGCAACCUCAGCACUGCAAUGCACUUUGUGUGGGACUGACUUUCUGCUUGGUCCAGAAGUUUCAGCUAAUGCAGAAUGCAGCUACUAGAUGGCAGACCCCGUGUGACACCUCUGCUGAAACAUCUGCAAUGGCUGCCCGUGUGCUAAAUGGGCCAACGUCAAUAUUAUUGUGAUGAAAUACAAAGCCUAUGACAACUUAAGGACCACCUGGGCCCUUAUAUUCCAGCCUGAUCACUGAGAUCAUUCAGAGAACAGCUGUUUGUUGUCUCCUGUGUCUCAGAAACCCACCUGGCUUCAACCAGAGGCCAGGAAUCCUAGUCAUGAGUCUCAUUCUAUGGAGAGUGGGUUGGCAGGGGUGGGUGGGCCUUUUGGGAUGCCAUGUCUCUUGGGAACUGGACAGUUCUGGGUGGGGGCUCCGGCAGCCUCCUUGCCAAGCUGCAAAAUAGUCCCUAGGCUGCUCCUGCUCCUCUCCUCACAAUCUGGGGUGAUUCCCACCUGUCAUGAGGAGGUCUCAUAAAGUGUCCCUUGUCUGGUUGCAGAACAGUAGUGCCUCUUAAAGUAGUGCAUGUGAGUGUCCCAAUAAUUCAGGGCAGGGCUGAAGAACCUCUCCCUUAAUUUACUAGGAACCUUAUUUUCCUCUUUCCUCCCUGCCCCUUCUUCCUAGUGUGUUGUGGUUUUUCCAGUUUGUAACUCUGCAGGUAGGGACAGUCUUGUUUUAAUGGAUUGUAUGUAAGUCACUCUGGGAGCCUUUUGGCGGAAGAUCAGGAGUACAAAUGCUCUUAAUAAUAAUAGUAAUAAUGCUCUCCUGCAGAGAUUUGGCAGGAAUCUUUACUGGUAACUUUGGAACAUCUCUUGAAGACAUUUUGUGCUGACAGGCCCAUUCAGCUGUUUUAUUUUCACUACCCCCAAGCAUAGCGUGGAUUGCCAGUGCCCAGGGUCACAUGGAGGGGUGGGGUGGGUGUCUGCAUCACCCAGGAGAUCACAGCCACAUAGAUAAGAAAAUGAGAGAUCAAUUCCUGGUUCGCAUGGAGAAGCCGUUUUCAACAGACCCCAGUGAUGGAAGCACGUAGCUGUAUUGAGGCAGCACCAGGUGUUGAAUUUUUGUGCCCCUAACAGUUUUGCACCUGGAGCAACUGCCCCUGUGGCUGCCCAUGCUACGCCACUGCCUCCAAGAUUUGCCAGUCAUUGUAAUGAUUAUUUUGUAUUGCUUUAUGCAAUUUUAUGUUUUAUUGUAUUUGUAUGCACUUUUGUACACUGCCUUGAUAUUUUAUGAGUGGGUGAUGUAUGUUUCUAUAGCUAAAAUAAAAAAUAAUAAUAAAUAAAAUAUACCAUUUUAUUUUAUUUUUUUGUACAUCUUGCUCUUUGGGCUCAUGCAGCAUCUUAAGGCAAUUGUUGAGUGAUAUAAUCUUUGCCAUCCUGUUCUGGCGGUAUAAUGACAAAGAACAAUUUAAGACAACAGGUGAGUUUCUUACGAAAUAAUCAAGAUGUGAGAUUACAGUUCUUUUUUGUUGCUUGCAGGUAGAGGAGGCCGGGCAGGUCUUUCUCUUGAUGAAAAAGGAUUAUCGAAUUUCACGCAACGUGCGCCUGGCUUGGUUUCUCAGUCGUUUGCAUCAGGUGAUCUGGGCAGUGCCUGAAUCUGAACUGGUAAGCAAGCUGCACGUAAAGUUUACUUCUGAAUGAUGACCUCUUAGGCCAGUCAAAGUAGGAAAGCUGAUGAGCAUCUGAGAAGGAAGAUGCAUCUAUAACCGAGCUUUACCCUUUGGUUGUGUCCUGCCUCCAUUCCCCCCCCCCCUAUUUUUUUCUUUUUGAAGGUGCAUUCAGAUAAUGAGUUGGAUAUUCUCAGCAUUCUUCCAAAUAGCUGGCAACCUGACGAGCCUGUUCAGCCCAGGCCAUAUCUCCUAGUGCCUUCUACACAAGUCACUUUCCUUGCGCGCCAGUACCGUUUUGUGAUUGAAUUGGAUUUGAGCCCUUCUACGGGGAUUGUGGUAAGUGUACUAGUUCCUCAUCCCGUGUUCCCUGAGUGUUUCUGUCAUCCUUUUCCCUCUUCCUUGCCCUAGAAGUGCUUCUUCAUUAAAGCUUGUCUUGUCAGCGAUAGCAUAUCUUUGUCUUGGAGAAGAGUCUCCCAGGCUCUAUUUUCCUAUCUUGAUGGAAAAUAGAAAACUCCUCAUACAGGAGUUUUGUCUGCUGGGUAUCUUGACUUAUUCCCAGUAGAGAGAGCACUUCAUAUAUUCACUUAUAUAAGUGUCUCCAGAAUAUUACAUAUGGAAUGCUCCAAUUAUUAUAUAUUGAAUUUAUAUACUGCCCUAUACCCGGGGGUCUCAGGGCGAUUCACAGAAUAAAAUUAAGAUAUAAAACCACAAAAUACAUAAUAAAAAUAAAAACAACAACCCAAUAGCCCCCCCCCCAAAAGGGCAUAGGAUGUAAAUCAGAUCAACCAAAGGCCUGGCUAAAAAGGAACAUUUUUGCCAGGCACCUAAAGAUGUAUAACGAAGGCACUAGGUGAACUUCCCUGGGGAGAGCAUUCCACAGAUGGGGAGCCACUGUAGAGAAGGCCCGUUCUUGUGUUGCCACCCUCUCAUGGAGAAGGCACACAAAGGAAAGUCUCAGAAGAUGAUCUCAGGUGGUCCUUGAGGUAUUGUGGUCCUGAGCCGUUAAAGGCUAUAUGGGUCAGAACCAGCACUUUGAAUUGGGCCCAGAAACUAAUUGGUGGCCAGUACAGUCGGACCAGGAUCGGUGCGAUAUGCUCAAACCGUCUUGCUCCGGUGAGCAACCUGGCCGCUGAAUUCUGCACUAGCUGAAGUUUCCGAACCGUCUUCAGAGGCAGCCCUACGUAUAACGCAUUGCAGUAAUCUAACCUUGAAGUUACCAGAGCAUAGACAACAGUAGUUAGACUAUCCCUGUCCAGAUAGGGGCGUAGCUGAGCCACCAUCCAAAGCCGAUGGAAGGCACUCCGGGCUACUGAGGCCACCUGAGGCUCCAGUGACAGCAAAGGAUCCAGGGGUACCCCAAGCUACGAACCUGCUCCUUCAGAGCAAGUGUAACCACAUCAAGAGCAGGUGACCUCCCAGCCAUCUGGUCUAGGGAACCACCCACUAACAGUGCCCUCAGUCUUAUCGGGAUUGAGCUUCAGUUUGUUGGCUCUCAUCCAGUCCAUUACCGAGACAAGACACUGAUCCAGCACUUCCACUGCCUCACCUGCAGAUGUAAAGGAGAAAUAUAGCUGAGUGUCAUCAGCAUACUGCUGACAACAUACUCGGAACCUCCAGAUAACCCCACCUGGCAGUUUCAUGUAGAUGUUAAACAACAUAGGGGAUAGGAUUGAACCCUGUGGAACCCCACAUUGAAGGUUCAAUGGAGAUGAAAAGCAUUCCCCAAGUAAUACCCUCUGGGAAUGACUAUCCAAGUAGGACUGGAACCACUGCAAAGCGGUGCCACCCACCCCUAGUUCAGAGAGUCGCUCCAGAAGGAUACCAUGGUUGAUGGUAUCAAAAGCCGCUGAGAGGUUGAGAACAAUUAACAGGGACAUGUUUCCCUUGUCUCUCUCUUGAAAGAGGUCAGUUUUUGUGCCAAAACCAAGCCUAAACCCCAAUUGAAAUGGAUCCAGAAAAUCAGUUUCUUCCAAAAGUGCCUGGAUCUGGUCUGUGACCACUCACUCCAAAACCUUGCCCAGUAAAGGGAGAUUAGCAACCGGCCGGUAGUUAGUUAGCUGGAAACUCCUGUCUCUGGCACAACUUCAGUAGAAGCUUGAUACUAUGUCAUUUUUCUUCUUCAGGAUGACUCUACAGGGGAGAUAAUUUUCGAUGAAGUGUUCUAUGCCCUGUCCCGGUGUUUAGUAGGGUUGUUAAAGCCUUUUCGGAUCCCAGGCUCGGACAUUAUCUACCAACCUGAGAUCUUCAUCACCAUCCAAGUAUAUUCUUCCAUCAUUGGUCUGCAGACACACCAGGUAGUUAUUAUGUCUUGUGUUUCACGAGGCUGUUAACAUGAGAGACUGCUGAUAAUGAGAGGUUUCAUUACAUGUCUAAACAAUUGAACAUUUGAGCCAGACUCUCCUGUGACAUAAAUUAACACACUAGGGUGGAAGAAUAUCAGGAGCUCUAAGCAACUGUUGGCAAACCUUUUUUAAUUAAGUCAUCAUGUUCUGUAAAUGAGAUUGGUUUGCUAAGGAUUAGAGUUCUGUGUCUUCUCAUUUAAUGCCACGCCCAUUCCACUGCAAAAUCUGUUUUCAAUGUCACAUUAUGUCCUACGGCAUGGGUAAGGCUGCUCUUUCUACAAAGGUGCAUUUCUGCAGCAAACAGACAAAAAUCCCAUUGUUGAUAAGCUUUACCUGUGUUGAGCAGUGCAUUCAUACUGAAUUACAGUGGUACUGGAGUUACAGAUUGGUUAACUCUUUAUCUUAUACCAUGCACAUCUUUUUUAAAAAAAUGUCAAAAUUGGCAAUGCGUUUAUGAACCCUGUAUAUACUAUGCAAAUUGAACAGGAUCGCAUGUUUUGUCAUAUUUUGCAUAGCCUUUUAAAUUUAUUUCUUGUUCAUUUUCUAUCCCACCUUUCCUCAAAGGUGGUGGCACACAUGGUUUUCCCCUUCCCCGUUUUAUUCUCACAACAGCCCAAUGAAGUAGGUUCAGCUAAGAGAGUGACUGGACCAAGGCCACUCAGUCAGCUUCCUGACUGAGAGGGGAUUUGAACCCUGGUCUCCCAGGUCCUAGUCCAACACUCUAAGCACUACAACCUGUUCUGCUUCUGCCAGUCAUAAGGGGCAUAAGGAGUUACUCAGGAGUGUUGCCCCUAACCACUAGAAAUCCUUUGUAGCCUCUCCUUUACAUACUGAGAUCUCCCAGAAUGGCCCGCACAUUUUCAAGCUUAUUUUUCACAGCUAUAAGGUCGGGGGGAAACCUGCCUUUUAAAACGAAUACGGAGAUUUUCAAGUUGCUGAAUUCUGUGCACACGAUUGAUUUGUGAAUUUCUGUGUGCACAAUCGCAAAGCUUGAAUAUCCUUAACUGAUUAUUGUGAGGUGCUGAGUGUAGUUGGACUUUGCCUCUCCUACUCCUGGCUGCUCUUAUUAGGCCUGGGUGGCAAUUGUAAGUGGUUCAGUUAUUAUGAACAGCAUUUUUGACCACAUUCACAGCAUUUAGUAAAUUGUUAGUAUUCAUACAUUCAUUACUUGGAAAUUAUUAUCAACAGUUUCUUACUCGUAUAUUCAUGAUUAAUGGUGUUUGUGUGUUUGCUCUUCCUGCUUCGCCCUCUAGCUACCAGGAUAGCUGUGUAUGAUUUAGAAUAUAUAUUUACUUUCACUUGUUUCCUUGAUUUGUUUGAUUUAUGUAUCAGGUUGUAUGUAUACUUGUUGCUAAUUUUAGGAGCCUAAGGCAGACAGUGAAAGCAAAUAAAAUGUUGGGGUGCUGCAAUUUUUUUGGCGCGUAGGUGUCAAAAGCUGUUCUGUGAGUAUAUGCAUAGUCCUGUGUUUGCAGAAUGCCAGAAUAGCAAGCCAAUAUUAAUGACUUUUCUUUUUAGUAAUAGAGCUACUUCUUCAUCCCGUUCAGUGAUCUUUCUCUUGUAUGGUGCCUGAUAAUUUAUUUGGCUUCCUCAUUUAUUUACAUACAAAAUGCAUGUGCCAGUUUUUCCACCGUGGUGUCCAAAGUAGUUCACAGUAUAAAAUUUAUAUUCCACAAUAAUAACCAAAAGAUAAGACCAAUAAACACUUAACUCCUUUCCCCCCUUCCCUUCCUGACUGCCAUUAGAUUGGAGGAUUUCCCCCCAGUGUUUUCCUUCUGUGCCAGGAAAGAGUGAACAAGAACCGCUCACAUUACAGACUUAGUGCUCCACUGUUCUUUCGACAACCCCAUGAAUCCAUGGGAGCACCAAUUCUGCAGCAAACCAGCAUGGGAAACUAGCUACAACAGGUCAGCCAUCCAUGUGUAGGCCUCGUUCACCUAUGAAACAGAAUCGGAGGAGGUUGCUAUUUUAAAUGAAAAAGAGCAUGGAGUGAACCCCUCCCUCUGCUUUACCACACCCCCACUUUGUGUCAUUUUUUCCUAGCCCAAUUCUAGUUCCAGAAGUACACUAGGUUGGGAGCAGGGUGGAUAGAAAAUCUAUCUAUCUAUCUAUCUAUCUAUCUAUCUCAGAUUUUUUAAAAUUUUAAUCGGAUUUAUUUAUUUUUUAAAUCGGAUUUUUAAAAUAAAAUGCUUUUGGAGGAAAAAUCUUUCCAAAGAUAGUUUUCUUUGGAAUGCAGAAUGCUGCAGCGAGACUCCUUAUGGGGUCCUCGCUGCAAGAUCACAUUCACCCGGUGCUAUACCAGCUGCACUGGCUCCCGGUGGAGUACAGGAUCAGGUUUAAGGUGCUGGUUUUAACCUUUAAAGCCCUAUACGGCCUAGGACCCUCGUACCUACGGGACCGCCUCUCCUGGUAUGUCCCACAGAGAAACUUAACGGUCUUCAAAUAAAAACAUCUUGUUUUUUUUUAAAAAAAAUGAUAUUUCUUAACGUUUCAAAAAAAUAACAGGAAAAUACAGAAAACAGAAAAAAGUAUAAAGUUUUUAAGAUAUAACAAAAAAGUAAAAAAUAAAAAGAAACAUACAGAAUAAAACAGUUAAAAACACGUUAAUUUUCCAUAGCCUAUCUUCCUUACACUUAUUUCCCCGGACCUCCUCGUACCUCCCUUUUUUGUAUUCCAGUUCAAUUUGUUAGUUCAGCAAAUCCUUACCAUUAAGCUUUUACCCAUUUGUAAGCCUUUUUUUCGUGUAUCUUAAAGCAUUACAGCUGGAAACCACUUAGUUUCUAUCCAACAUCCUUCUAAGAUUCAUUAAUUUUACAAUAUUUCUGUAAAUAGUCUUUAAAUUUCUUCCAGUCUUCUUUCACCGACUCUUCUCCCUGGUCUCGGAUUCUGCCAGUCAUUUCCACCAAUUCCAUGUAGUCAAUCACCUUCAUCUGCCAUUCUUCCAGAGUGGGUAGAUCUUGUGUCUUCCAAUACUUUGCAAUGAGUAUUCUUGCUGCUGUUGUAGCAUACAUAAAAAAAGUUCUGUCCUUCUUUGGCACCAAUUGGCCGACAAUGCCCAGAAGGAAGGGCUCUGGUUUCUUCAGAAAGGUAUAUUUAAAUACCUUUUUUUAUUUCAUUAUAAAUCAUCUCCCAGAAAGCCUUAAUCCUUGGGCACAUCCACCAAAGGUGAAAGAAUGUACCUUCAGUUUCUUUACAUUUCCAACAUUUAUUAUCGGGCAAAUGAUAGAUUUUUGCAAGCUUGACUGGGGUCAUAUACCACCUGUAUAUCAUUUUCAUAAUAUUCUCUCUUAAGGCAUUACAUGCCGUAAACUUUAUACCUGUGGUCCAAAAACAUCUUGAAGGUCCCAGGCCACAGAGAGGUUAGGCUGGCCUCAACUAGAGCCAGGGCUUUUUUGGCUGUGGCUCCGAUCUGGUGGAACACUCUGUCACAAGAGACUAGGGCCCUGCGGGACUUGACAUCUUUCCGCAGGGCCUGCAAGACAGAGCUGUUCCACCAGGCCUUUGGCCAGGGCGCAGCCUGACUCCCUCCCUUGGCAAUCUUCGCGGAGCUCUGGCCCAAUGGUUGCCAGUGGUUUGUUUUGAAUUAAUUUUAUAAUGAAUGGUUUUAGAGUGUUGUGUUGUACUGUUGUUCUGUUUUAUUGUUGUUAGCCACUGUUAAGUUGUGGGCGAACAUAUCAGACAUAGUGAUUCUUCCAAAGCUGCUCUUUAUUUGUAAGGUGGAACAGAACUAACUGAGGAGCUCAGUCAGCCUGCUUAUAUAGAGCUCCAGAACAAUGUAACUGUUGCCAUUUUCUAAAACUAUCCAAUCACUGAACGUCACUUUCGAUCCUUCAUUUGCAUACAAACUAUCCAAUCACUGAAUGUCACUUUCAAUCCUUCAUUUGCAUAACUAUCUACAGUAUCCCCCUGCUGGCCCAGGGUGAGAACUUCAGUACAUAACAGCCGCCCUGAGCCCGGCUUCGGCUGGGGAGGGCGGGAUAUAAAUAAAAUUUAUUAUUAUUGUUAUUAUUAUUAUUAUUAUUAUUAUUAUUAAUUCUAUUUAAGUUACAUUAUAGUCCAAAGGCUAUUCAUCAGGAAAUAAGGAUUUGUUUUAAGUUUUUCAUGUGUGCUAAAACUCAGUCUAAGUCUUUUUUUUUUAACCACAUCAGUUAACAAACAUGGAUACAUAUGGUAUAAUGUUAUUUUUUAGUUAAAUAAAUUGUUUAAAUUGUUAUUAAGGAAAUGAUUAUUUUUCUCUUUCCAAUAAAGUACAGAAGAAAAGUUGUCCAAAUAUAAGCAGUUAACUUAUUAAACCUUGCAGUAAUUUCCUAAUUUUCUGUCUAUGUAUUUCUAAUAGUAUAACCAAAUCAGUAAUUUUUGAUAUAACUGUAAAAGCACUGAAAAUUUAUUAUUCUAAAAAUGAAAUCUUCAUCUGGUUUUAAAUAUUAAGAUUAUACCAGCAAGCAGUGGCGUAGCAUGGGGGGUGCAGGGGGGGCCGGCCGCACCGGGCGCAACAUCUGGGGGGGCGCGCUCGCACUCGCAGCUCUCUGCCCCUACUAAAAUCCACGGGUUAGGGGGCGCAAAUUACUUGCCUUGCCCCGGGUGCUGACAACCCACGCUACGCCACUGCCAGCAAGAAUGUCUUUCUGUAAAAAAAUGAUUUAAAUCAAGUCUUACUGACUAGUGAUUUAAAUCAAAUCCACCCUGGUUGGGAGAAAGUUGCAUAUAGCAGCAGAACACGGCACACUUGCUUUCAUCUAAGGAAUAGUUCCCACAUUUUAUAGGCAAAUGAAACAGUUGCAUGAAUUAAGCUUACAUUAUCAGUCCUGCAACACAUUAUAUGUGGCUGCCCUUCCUUGUCUAGUUAGGUUCAGGGAGACUGGAGAGACAACCCUAGUUUGUUGGCUUCUUUGCUCAGUGGGGGAAACACAAUUGUUCCAAGUGUCUCUAAGAAACUCUGUAUGGGUUGACUGCGCACGGUCCUGAGAAUGCAUCUUAAGGUUCUUGAAAUCCAAAGAUUCUCACCCACAACAAGGAAUCAGGUUGAAAUAGCAAAGCUUUUGUUAAUUACAGGGGGGUAGAAAAGGUACUCAAUUUUGAAUUUAUUAAUGCAGUGCAGCUUAUAAAGAUUAAAUCUCGGGUGUAUUUGAUCUAAUACCCCAUAUGCAUUUGUAACCUUAAAGACAAAAAAUAAGUUCUUUCAAAGGAAAAGUUAAUAUUAUAUUAACAAAAUAUUUUUUAAAAGGAUGGGGUGAAAGCACACCCAUUUGAUGUGGAAAUCCAGAAGACAGAACAGAGAUUCAGUUACACAUCCAGUGCUCAGAUGAUAAUUCCUGCAGCUCUGUGCGUGUGUUUGUAAGCCUGGACCAGAAGCUCGGUUCCAGAAUCUUUGCCUUUUAGGAUGAUACUCAGCUGUUUUGGUGGGAUUGCAAGCCCUUCUCCUAGAAGCACAAGAAGACAACGGAAUCCUUUACCUAAGCUGUUUCAUCAAGUGCUGCAAUGAGAUGCAGAGCAUCUCGUAGUUAGGAGAAACUGGUAUUACUGUAAGGGGCCAACAUUUGCCCUUGCUCUAGGAUUUUGGGUCUUGUAGGUUUGUAUAGAAGAGGGGGAGGGGUUUGGUGAUGUUGGGGAAUCAAGAAGAACAAGGAGGGGUUUCUCUCAACCUUCUAAAAAAGGGCAAGGUUCAAGAAGUUAAAAGGUAAAAACAUCCCAGAAUACCCAUGUGAUAUAUUUGAUGUUGAUGCCUGGUUUAUCAGGAAACUUGAAGUAACUUCUGUGCGUAUAGCCAGUUCUUACCAGUUUCUGCCUUGUUGCAACCAAGUCAGGCAGUUUGAUUUUUAAACUCGUGUCACGAAACAAGAGUAAGGGUCAAAGUGGGAGUGAUCCUAGCAUGCUGCACUGGUCUUGCCAACUUCUCAGACUGUCUGUGAAUCAAAGAAUAGGCUACCCAGACUACUGUGAUAGUUCUCUGCCCAUGAUUCUCCACUUCUCUUGUCUAUAGAAGAGAAUGAGGCGGCAGGCAAUAGGAGAGGUGAGACUCUGAUAGCUGGCUUGGAUUCCUGGGUUAUAUUAUUUCUGGCACAUCUUCUAACUUAGUCAUGCAGUGCUUUAGGGGUAGAAUAAUAGUGUUCUUUUAAAAGAUUCCUUGAGGUUGUUAACAUACCUAGAGCUUAAUUCCGCUGGCACAGAAAGUAGGUUCCUGGCAUGGUGCAAAGUAGCAAAAGUGAGAAACUGCAAAAAUGUGGAAGUCUUCGACGAGCAAAGGAAAGUCUUAGGUUUCAUUUCCCAUAUCUGUCACCUGGUAACUCUGCUGAAUGUUGAAACACCAAAACGAACCUUGGGAAAAUUAGGUUGUAAAAUGUACAUGCUAUUUUGAAAUUCUGAAACAUGAUGAACCCAAUUUCUAAGGCAGCCAGCCAGCCAGCCAGAGGAGAGAAGUUGCAACACAAUGGCUUGUUUGAAGACGGGGAUAUUUGAAUGAAAAUUGGCGUUCAUUUUCAGGACAUAGCCAUGUAUUUCAAGUUCAGACAUCAGGUUGACUCCCAUGGCUAUUUUAAGGAGAGGGAAGAGAGGUGCAAAAUAUACAUCUUCAUCGUUCUACCUUUCUCCUGUGUUCAGGCAUGAGUGCCCUUGCUUGUAUAUCUAAAGCAGCAGCAGCAGCAGCAGCAUCCAUACACAAGCAGAUUUGAGGAAAACUCAAUACUUGCAGUACCAAUAAAAAAUAAAAAAAUCUUUCAGAAAACCCCCCAAAAAGGCAGACCUCUCAAGCAGCCUGAGGACUCAACAUGCUUAGUUGCCAGGGAAUGUGGAUUGACUGGGUUGGGGAUGUGGAAGAAGGAAAAUAGGUAGCAGGGGGAAUCAAAAAGAGUAUCCUGGAAUACAGGGUGACUGGCUUGCUGGAACACUGAACAAGAACAUUCCACACUGCAACGUUUCAUGGCAGGUCCCACCUGCAGUGUUAUAUUUAAAGGAACAAUUCUUGAAAACUGAUUUGCUAGCAUAAUAUACAAUGUCGUAGAUAGUUUAUCUUGAUGAAUUUUGAGCUGGAAAUUAUCUCCAGGAGGUAUAAUUUACUGAUUUGUCCUGGGAAACCUAGUUGAAAUUUGCCUAUAUGCCACAGCAGCUUUUGUAGGAAGCUUUUAUCUCCAUAAAAUUUUGCGCAUUUCUGGCUCCAAACAUCAUUUGUAGAAUUUGUAGAAUUUCACCUUUUUAAAAAAGAACAACAACAAAACCAACAACUGCUUGCUGGUGAAUUGUUGCAAUCCACUGUUCAGAUUUUCUGAGGUUUUGAUGGUGUAUCACUUGCCUCAGUAUGCAGCAGAGUACUUUAAUUGGAACAAAUAAGGAUUUCCAUUGUCUCUGGCCCAGGUACUAUUCCAAGGUUGUCUGCUGGAUGAGACCAAAACAGAGACCUUCCUGCAGCAGGUUUAUACACGGCUGUGCACCUUUGAGAACAAAGUGGCUGAGAUGCUCCAGCAGCAGUAUGAGCCCAAAACUCAGGUGAGAAGACUACUUUCUGCUGCUUUGAAUGGGUGGGAGUUUUUGUAUUAUUUGCUCAUCCAGUCUAUGAAGCCACCCAUCCCAAGAGUAGCCAGCAUGGUACACUCUGGAUGUAUGCCAUUGGCUGUGCUGGCCGGGACUUGCAUAAAGGACGAAAGACCUGAACCAGUUAUUUCCAUAGAGAGAGUGGGUUCUUUCUUCUUCUUUUCUUUUUUAAGGAAAAUGCCCUUUGUGUAGGAUUCUUGUGCAGCCUUGCAGAUAGGUGUUACCAUACUUUUCCAUGUAUAAGACGCCCCCUAUUUUGGGGGCUGCAACCAAUCACCAAGCCCCACAAUGCGCUGCCCGUGUAUAAGACGAGCCCUGUUUUUAAACAUUAUUUUUGAGUAAAAAACCCUAGUCUUAUACACGGAAAAGUAUGGUACUUAUUUGUUUCUUGUAUUUACUAGCAGCUUUUCUGAGAAUGUUAAAUGCAUAUGUAUUUGUCAUUUAUGACUAAGUGAGUAGCUGAAAAAGAAGGGUUACGAACUAACUUGCUAGUAUACAUGAUGCAAAUCUCACCCUAGCCAUGAACUAACUAGGUGCCUUUUAUACAGGCUGCCAUCUUUCAGCCUAUGUUAUUGCAAUAAUAGAAGCCUACCUUACAGGAUGGUGCUAAGGAAACUGAAGAUGGCAUUGUAAACUGCCCUGUAAUCUUCAGAGGAAGGCCUGUAGAGAAAUUUAAUAAGCAGCAACCACAACCACAACAACAACCACAACCACAACAUGUGGAAAAGGGUUUAAACACGUUUAAAAGUACUUUGUAAAUGCUAUGUAACAGUAACUCUCUUCCAGUUUACAACUGUUUCCCUGCUUGGUCACAUGUAGGUGAUUAUUGCAUCCCCAUAACCAACCAAAUGACUGCCCUGCCCUGUAUAAGCAUAAAGUUUGGAGAUACCUGGGAAAGUGGUGGUGUCACCCUCACUUUCCCUUGCAGCUUAGGCACUAUAUUUUACAUAAUUGAAUGUCAUUGCAGCAAAAAUUGCUUCCUGUUAGGAGCAAGACACAUGCUCAUCAGAGAUGUUCCAUAGAAAUGCUGACUAGAUUACUGUGAGAUCAAAUUGUUGGCUGGAGAAUAGGAAAGUUCUUCAAGUUCCUGUUGAGAAUUAGAAUGAGCCUGUUCGGAGAAGAGUUUUGUGUGGCAGGCACAGCACUGCACCUGAAACAAAUGAUUUAGCUGCAUGUGUGUGAAGAGGAAUUAAAAAGCAAGAAGGGAUUUUUAAUAAGAUCCUGAGAGCAACCACAAAUGUUUUUUUUUUUUAUUAAAGGUACCUUGAAUCCUCUCCAUGAGCACAUGACUUAACUGUCAUUUCAUUUUUCUGUGCUGCAGACAGAUUCAACACCUCUAUCCACCCUCAUUUUUGGAGCUGGCUUACAAGUUGUUGUAUAGAGAGGUAGCUUCCCCUGUGGCUUCUGGAGCAAUUGCUUUGAAAGCAGAGUUAGCUCUUUCUAAGCACAGGAUCAACAUAACUGAAACUUAGUAGGAUGGGAUGUGGGGUUGUUGGCCUCAGGCAGAGGCUGUGCCUGAAACUGUUGAAGCAUGUGCUGACACCAGCAACCGGCAAAAGUAGAUGACUCUAUGAUUUCCCAAAUGAAAAAGCUUGUGUGUCUGUCUGAGGGCUGUCAUGUGUGCUGGGGUGGGUUUUCAGGUUUUUGCUGAUGCUAUUGUUUCCCUGCAGAAAUCUUGCAAUAAAAAACCUGAAAGUAAUUGUGGAUACUAACAAUACAGGUUGGGGCUGUCAGAGGUUGCUCAAAACAAUCCCUCUGUGAAGGAAGACUUGAUUGAUUUGAUUAAAAACUUGCUUCUCCCUACAACUACCUCAGGCACACUUUGGUAUAGACCAAACUCCCCUCUGUUUUGGGGACUGUGGAUCAGAACACCAGGGAAUGUCACUUCAUACGAUGCUAAGCAAAGGUGGUCCUGAAAAUUCUUUACCAUUCACUUUAUAAACCUGAUUUUGGAGUCUACCAGAUGUGCAAGAGGCACUUGUUGAGCCUGGGUGUGUGGAGAGCAGGGGAAAAUGGGCUUUACUUGGAGGAGAGGCCUUUGGGCACUUGCAGGUGAGCGAAGGGGAGGCUGACAGUUUUAGCUCAUAAGAACUUGUCUUGUUACAGGUGGACCUGUCCUCCCUUAACCAGGAACGUCUUUGUGACCCCCAGGAGCCCUCUGGGAGGAAACUGGGCGUCUCUAUGGUCACUGCUGACGUUGGACUUGUCACUAUGAUUCGGCAGGGGAUUCUGGCACUUCAGCUGCUGCCAUCCAACUCCAGUGCAGGUUAGUUUAAAGGUCUUCCUGAAGGUGGGAUUGCUAGAGAAAGCAUGGGGGGGGGAAGAGUUGCGGAAGUUUCAAAGCCAUCCGUUACGUGUGAAUGACCCAAGGGAGCUGAGAGGAGCCUUAGCCUGGCUCUGCCCAAGAGUAUACAAGACUGAAAAGGUGAUCCACAUUUCGAGGCUUAACAAAUCAAGAGGUUUUGAGUCUUGGCCUUUCUUUCUCUGAAAGUCAAGGUUGUUCCCACUACAGCGGACUUUACCGCUUGAUCGUCUUGCCUCGGGCUGCUCCCUAAGUGGUAUCUGAACAACGUAGCAGAACUUUUCUUACAGCUUUCAGUCUACCUGGAGAAAGGUAGAACUUUUCCUUUCUUUUUUCAGAAUUGUCACAUAUGCAUUUUGUGGGUCUUUCUUGGAAUGAUUAUAUAUAUAUAUAUAUAUAUAUAUAUACACACACACACAGAGAGAGAGAGAGAGAGAAUGAAUCUUGUGAAUCUGAGGAAGCUACUGCAUGCCUCCUCUAGAAUUAAAGUAGCCAUUCUCUAACCCCUAUCCAUCAAUUGUAUGUCUCCCUUGGGAUUUAACUCUUAGAUUCCUUUUAGAAUGCCUGCCCUCUCCCAUAUACUGCUAAUAUUUGUUUGUUUGCAGGGAUUAUCGUGAUCACAGAUGGUGUCACCAGUGUCCCAGAUGUAGCAGUCUGUGAGACUUUGCUCAACCAACUGCGCAGUGGGACUGUGGCUUGUUCCUUUGUUCAGGUACUGUGGAAGUGUGCUGGUGACAGGCAUAUUAGUUCUUUACUGUGCAUGCACUGUGAUCAGAGCUAACCCAGCCAGCCUUCAGGGGAAAACAAGGCUGUUGCCUGUGGUGCCCAGCAUUCCAGAAAUCUCCACCUUUGCCACAUAACUCUUGGCAACAGUUUCCUCUUGCAUUUCUGGAUUUACCUGCUUUCCCAAUGCCUGCUAGGAGGUGAACUGGGACUUCUAGUAAUGCUGCCUAGGAAUCUGGCGGAAACGCUUAUUCCAGGUGGAUUUUUGUGGUACACAAUUGUGUGGUAGCUGAGGCUGAAAUUCUAUAGUUGCGUACAAUUCUAUAAUCCUUACCUAGGAUUAAGUCCCAGUUGCAGCCCUGCACUUGCCUAAAAGUAGAUCCCGUUUGAAAUACUGUAUAUCGGGCUUGCUUUUGAGCAGGCAUGUAUAGGAUUGCACACCUAGCUACUGAAAAGAAAAGCCUAAGUAAGAAAACAGGUUUUUUUGUCAACCCUUGAUUUUUUAAUAUGCUGUAAAUUUUACCCAAUAUAUGGUAGAACAUGGGGAGACCAGUGCUUCCCCCCCCCUAGAAAAAUAGGUGCCAGUAAUCACUGUGAAGUUGUUACAGUAAGUGCCACACUUUUUAGCAAGGAAAAAAAAGAGGCGCUGGGAUUGCGUACCCUUGAGUAUCCCCGGGGGGGGGGGCACUGAGCAGAGGGAUUUCUGUUUGCUUACAGCAGGGGGGAAAAUUAAGAAUGGAUGGGGCAGUGACCUGACAGCUAUGUAAAUGUUGCUACUACUAGUGCAGGGUUGCAUCAAGGUUUAGACCUGCACAGACACCCCAGAUAACUUUGCAGGUGUGUCCAUGAAGCUUCAACCACACUGCCGCCUUGACGCUGCCAUGUCCCAGUAAAUGGCAGUAACACUAGUCUUGGAAGGCCAGUGGCACAGCACAGCUCCUCCACACCAUCUAGUCUUGGCACCAGUUGUUCAGCCUAUGUACUGUUGAAAAAUGAGUGAGUUCACCUAUACGCCCUUCUCCUGUAUCCUUGAGAACAUUGUCUUGAACAAUCAGUGAAGUUUAGAAAUUUGAAUUUGUGCAUUGCCUAUUACCGAGGUAAUGCCGCCUUUGGUUUUAAAUACCAAAGCUUUUUAAAAAAAUAAUAAUCAAAAAAUCAAACCCAACUACUCAGAUGUGACAGGUGUCAGCAGCUGAACUAUCCUCCCUAAAGCAGUUCAUAUUUUAAGCAGCCCACUAAAUAAAUUCCUAACCAUUUAAAACAGCAGCCUGCACCCUGUUCCAGGUGAAUUAGUGAACUGCUAAAAGGUAAAGGUAAAGGACACCUGACAGUUAAGUCCAGUCACAGAUGACUCUGGGGUUGCGGCGCUCAUCUUGCUUUACUGGCCGAGGGAGCCGGCGUUUGUCCGCAGACAGUUUUUCCGGGUCAAGUGGCCAGCAUGACUAAACUGCAUCGGCACAACAGAACACUGAAACCAGACCAGCGCACGGAAACACCUUUUACCUUCCCGCCGGAGUGGUACCUAUUUAUCUACUUGCACUUUUUUGCCGUGCUUUUGAACAGCUAGGCUGGCAGGAGCUGGGAUCGAGCAAUGGGAGCUCACCCCGUCAUGGGGAUUCGAACCGCCGACCUUCUGAUCGGCAAGCCCAGGAGGCUGUGGUUUAAACCACAGCGCCACCCACUGUGCUAGACAGUUAAAAUUCUAUUCUCAUGCCCAACUCCCUGGAUCAUUGCUCCAUCCAGUAUCAUUGCUCCAUCCAGUAUCAACUAAGCAGGGGCCUAUAGUACCAUACUUUUCAGGCCUUGGUCUAAAAGCAAGAAGAAAUACCUACAGAAGGAGCUAGGAGUUGCAAUGCCCAUUGUCACAUAUAAAGCCAAUCCUCUUCCUGUAGUUUGGGAGACAGGAUGAUUGCGUAUAUGUAGACUAAUGUGAAAUGGGCUUGAUGAGAAAAUUGCUUUGUGUGUUGCAAACAGGAAGGUGCUGUCGUCUUCACUUCUGGAGCACAAAGUGAAAUAAUUGCAUGGGUUGAAGCUGUAGAAUUUUAUUUUUUAUUUUUUUUGCAUUGUGCACCCAGCAGUUUGGCAUACACUUCGGCAGGAUGGGAUGAAAUUGAGUUCAUUACAAUAUAGGUGGCAGGAGCUGUUUCAAGGGAAAAGCGUCAUGUGAUUUUCUUUCCCCAGGUGGGUGGAGUCUACUCUUAUGAUUGCAGUUUUGGUCACGUUCCCAAUGUGGAGCUCAUGAAGUUCAUUGCCAUGGCAACGUUUGGUACAUACCUCUCCACGUGUCCUGAGGUGGAGCCUUCUAGUUUGGACCUAAAUGUCUACCACAAAGCUUUUCUGCUGUACUCCUUUCUGCGCAGCGGGGAAUCGCUGAACCCUGAGUAUUACUGUGGUGAGCUUAUUCUGCAUGGAAUUCAGAAAUACUCCCCAUCUUACCCACCCUGUCUUCACUAGUUCGAAAGGCCAAAGAACCUUGAACAUGUCUGAAAUGUGUAAAUGCAUAGUAGACCACCUUUGCAAGAUAGUGGGUGUGAUGGAUUUUGCAUGAGAUUGAAGGAUGAAUAGGCAGGACUGUGGAAGCUCUCAGCUAUUCUUUGCCUCAUUUUUAAAAAACAGUUGGCCUAGAACCGAACAAAACCAAACAAAACAGCACGGUUUUGUUUCGUAGACCUUUUUUCAGUUUCAUGCAUUUAUAUACCACUUAAUAUUUAAUAUAUUAUUUUAUAUGUGUGUGUGUAUGCGUGUGUGUGUGUGUGUGUAUACACACACACACACACACACACAAACACACACACACCAUAGACGUAUCACAUCUGAAAUGCAACAGCACCAUAUAAUAUAGUGAAAUCUUAGUAAAGCAGAAAUGUAGCAGCACACUUUUAAAAACAUCUUGAGGGUUGAGUAUAGCUUGUCAGAACAGAUGAAUCUUCAUUUGAAGCUCAUCAAAUGUGGUGCCUGCCAUACUGGGAGGGAAAUCCAGAGGGUCAGUGCUGUCACAGGGAACACCCGCUUCUGAUAAAUUAUUAGAUGACAAUCUGUUGGUGACCAAAUUGUUGGCAGGCCCUCCACUAAAUAUCCUAAGGUGCAGCUGAUGCUGAAGAGGUCUGCAUUUCAGGAAUAGUUCAGGGCUUCUCCAUUCUGCUCCUUUUAAAGAAGAAAAGUGUGGUCAAUUCUAAGCAUGUUAUUUUAAGCAUCCUACCAAGUACAGUUUGUCUCCAUCCUAGACUUCUAGCCUUAGCAUUUCAGUUGUGUGGUUGACUCUUCCUAGUAGCUGCUGGAGGCCCUUGCAAAGUGCCUUGGGACCUUCUGUUAAGGGUGGGAAUAACUGGCGUAAUUGUCUACUGUCGUUUCAGUGUCCCAGCACAGGCUGUUCAAUGAACACCUUGUUUCCGCAAGCAGCAACCCUGCCUUGGCUAUGAGGCGGAAGAAGCAUACGGAGAAGGAAGUACAUGCUGAUCUUAUCAGUAUCAUCUCUGUCCGGCUGCGAGAAGGUUAUAGUAUCCGCGAGGUCAACGUCACAAAAGGUGACUUCCAGUAAUCUUACUCUGCUUUGUGAAGUGUGGCCAGUGUUCAUCUGAUGCCCACUCGGACAUUACCCAGAGCAGGUUCUGGGGGCCAAAUGGAGUCCUCCAAUCCCCUCAGUUUGGCCCUCAGGACUUUCCUCUGGCCACAUCCCUCGAUAACACAGCUGAGUGUUUUUCGAGUUUUGCCUGGCUGGAAUGUGUCCUUGGACUCUGAUUAUGCUUCCUGCUUACUGGGAUGAAGGAUAGGGCAGGGGUGUAUGAAUGUGUGUAGGAACUAUCCUCCUGUACAAAGGUAAAAUUUGCAUUUGCUGCUUUUGCUUCUGUCCCCCACCCACGACUAGUAUGUGAUCCCUGGAAAGCUGCCCCGAAGGUAAUGUGGCCCUUGGAUUGAAAUGUUCCCCAUCCCUUAUCCAGAAUAUAGCUCAAGCCCACCAUGUACCAUCAGGGGUCUUCUUACUGCCCCCUAAGAGCUAGUGUGGUGGGACGGAUGUAGUAUUGGGUCUGAAUGUGGUGACCUCAGGUUCACAUUCUAGCUCAUCGGCGAAGCUUGCCAGAAUGUCUUGGCUCUGUUUGUCUAUCCAUGUAUCCAAGAACUUCAUAUAAAUCAGCAUAAAUAUUGGGCACUCAUGGACUAUGGGCCAGUUUAACACACCAUCAGUGUGCAAAAGCUUGUAAGCAUGAUGGAACUGUAUAUAUCUUCUCCCCAUCCCUCCCACAUUGUACUCAGCUUAAAGCUGCUGUGGGAACCUGUGGCCCUACAGAUGACCGUAGACUCCAGAUCCCAUCAGCCCCAGUGGUCAAGGGUGAUAGGAGUUGUAAUAGAACAACAUCUGGGUGGCUGCAGAUUAGCUAUCCCUUUCUUAAUCCCAUUUUCUAGGGGUUUUUUGGGGGGGGGUUCUGUUAAGAAAAAGAUCUUGUCUCCAUAGAAGCUAAAAAUAUCUUUUUUUAAAAGAAAAGGAAAAGGGGGCAAGGAGCUGAGUUUUUCAUCAUCAAAUCUUGUGCCAUGCCAUAUUUUGACUAAUAUGUAUAUGCACACAAUGGAGCUUUUUUGGCUGUUAGUGUGUGAAUAAAAAGUAGAAAGCUAGAAAAGAGACCAGAAACCUGAUGCAACGGAGGCCACGCAGUGCACAGAAACUUCUUUUUCCAGAGUCCCAGCACAUUUUGUGCUGUGAGGCCAAGUAUUCUUCAAGGGAAUACUUGCUGCCAAAUGUAGCUGCAUGAAUAAGAAAUUCAAGCAUGCACAGCAGAUAAGUGGGUGUUUCUGUGUUAGAUUCAGAAACAUGCAAUUUGUCUCAAAUGCACUGGGAUUGUUAGUCUGUUGAAAUAAUAAAUAUUAUACUCUCCCUAUGUGGUCCGUGGCCCAUGGGGUCUAAAAACGAGAUAGUUGCUAUCAUCUGGGGUGAAUGAGCCAAGUAAAAUUAUUGACCAUGUUAUCUUUCACGGAAAAGCACUUUAAUUGUGUGUUCCUGAUCUUAGUCGGCUCUGUUAAAGGUCCUGAAUCUGUGCCUCUUUGAGAAAUGAUGCAUGCACAUCCAUCUCAAGGCGUAGUGCAGUGAGGGUGGGGGCAAGAUGGGACGCUGACUAUAACCCGUUCUCACAAUCUUACUGCAUGCAUAUAGGUGGCACUCAUCUAGAAGUGAAGUUAGUCCUGUUGUGGAAGCACAAUAUGAGAAUUGAAUACUUGGCAGUGGCCCCAUGGCCCUUGGACCCUUCUAAACGUAGUACAUGGGUGGAAGUGACUAUGGAGGGCAGCUAUGACAUUUUGCACGACAUCAGCUGCACCAUGCGGAAACCUAUCACCAGCUUGUACCGCACAACUGUGAUACGCCGCUUCUGGAACACUUUGCAAAGGUAAGUCUGCUGGCGCCUGCCCCGUUACUGGGGUGGUGGCCCUCCAUAUUUCCUUCCCAAAGGCAUCAUGGGCAGUAUGUAUCUUCUUCUUCUUCUUUGAAGCUGUGUAUUCACUCUUAAGAAGCAGUGCUUCCACUGCUGCUCUUAAACUUAUUGUUUUCCAUCUCUGGUGCUGGACAGUGGCUGGGCACAGAAGACAAUUUCAUUACAUGAGCAAAAGAGUUAUCGCUGCUUGUAAGGAAAGUAUGAAUAGGAGAUGGUAAUUGUCUCUGGUAGAUCAGCAUUGACAAUGCACUGGUGUAAUGUAAAUGUCACUGGUGGGGGUGAUGUUGUCUUUUCAGCAUCAACCAAACAGAUCAGAUGCUGGUUCACCUACAGUCGUUUGACAGUGUGCCAGAACACUUCACAAUCCCUGAAAGCACUAGAAAUGGAGUGCCUCUCUUCUACAUUCCUCCAGGAUCCACAACACCGGUAUGUUGUUUGCUGUCUCUGAUCCUUGACUGAGAUAAUAGAGGCACAGCUCUUAUAUCUAAUUUAGCUGCCUGCCUGCUGAGCUCUUAGAGUUGACUGCCUUAUGCUGAUUUGCAUGUCGAGGGGGAGAGGGAAGUACGGGUAUUUUGUUCAUCCUACUUUCAGGGGUGGAUGAUAUUCUGCAGUAUUGUAUUUCAAUUAUGUUGUAUCUCUUUGGUAGAGUACUGCAUGAACCUGUUCAGUUCUACUGUGUCUAGUCAUAUAGUUUCUUAGGUAUUCCCUUCUGAGUUAUCCCAAGUCAACCUGUAUAGAUGUGUAUUUUUUAAGACCAUCAAAUAAAGAUGGUGUGUGUGUGUGUGUGUGUGUGUGUGUGUGUGUAGGUUCUUGACUAUAUAGAGUCAUUGCUUCUUAUGCAACAGCAGGUUGCAAGCAGUAGACCAGGGGUCACCAACAUCUGGCCUGGGGGCCGGAUAAGGCCUGAAACCCUCGUUUAUCCAGCCCGCGGUGACCACCCCCCCGCUCUUACCGGCGCGGUUUGGGGACCCACUUCCAGGUCGGAAGAGCACCGGAAACAGCUUGUGCGCAUGCGUAGGGGCCUCCUACACGUGCGCACACGCUAUUUCCGGUGCUCCUCUGACCCAGAUGUGCGCUGGAAAUAGCCUGUCUGCACACAUACGGGCACAUGCUCCCCUGCCUUUUGGCCCGCUGUGCGAUUGUCACCAGGCCGAGGCAAGAAAAGCUUGUCGACCCCUGCAGUAGACUUUAUUAAAAUGACAGUUGCAGGCGUAGGUUAAUCCAUCAAAACCUUGCAGAAGCAGUAUCUAAUCUGAAUUCAAAUACCAAACAAAUAUCCUGGAAACCAUCGGUUGACUAGGUAAAUAAUACAGUUCUUGUUUGCCUGUCCCUUACUGUGCUGCUUGAUGUGCUGUUCUGUGUAGCCUUUGUAUUUGGCUACUGCAAUAGGGAAAAUUCCAAAAGAUAAACUCUAUUCCUCACAAUCCUUUUAACCUUAUUAUUUGCAAUAACUUUGCAGCUAAUUUCUGUUUAUUUGUUUUUAAAUGCUCAUUUUCUUAAUUUUUUAUACAGUAAGCCCAGAUCAAUUGUAUACAAAUAAAAGGUAAAAAAUUGUAAAAAUAUAUAACGAAACCAGAGCUUCAACCUAGCAUGCAUGAUCACUUCUAACUGCAAAAUAAAUGUUUAAUAUAGAGGAAUGCAGAUCUGUGUAAGAACUCUCAGUGCAACACAUUUGUCAAACCUCCAAAUAACAGAUGUCUGAGUAAUAGGUCUAACCAAAAAGUUUUGUGAGGAUCCGGGGUCUUGCAGGUACACCUUGACCCACCAGAUAAUGCAAAAACAGACCCCAUGCACAUACCAAAUUAUCUCUCUUUAUUUUGCCUCACAACACACAAUGACAUUUUGUCAAUUUUUCAGCUAAUGCAAUUAAGCAUACCUUUGCCUACCAGCCUUGCAUAGUGAAAGAGAAAACUGAAAUAUAAGGGCAAGUCCUGGGUCAGGAAAAGCUCUGGUUAAGAAUAUCCGUGAUUUCUUGGAGUAGUACCACAGGUCAAGAUCACCACAAAUGAUACAUUGCGCCAGUUUUACCGCAUCCCUUCCCAGUACAGCAUAGACACAGUGUUAUUCAUGCAACCCAGUUUAACCAGGAUAACGUCCACCUGUGUAUUAGCUCCAGUGUGGUCUCUCUUAACUUUGCAGACACAAACUUCAGUGGCGUCUUUGACCACACAGCAUUCCAGACAUUUCCCUUGAUUUCGGGUCCACCUCCCAAGCUCUGCAUAGGCCCUUAGUCGUGCCAUGUAACUUGGGAAGCAAAAUCCUGUAUACAACAUGGAUAUCAAACACUUGAUGUCUUGGCCAUCAUUAAGGCAGUGAUUUUCAAAUAAUGUCAGACCUCUAGGGACUUCCCCUGAGCACUUUAACGUCAUACCGAGAUAUGGACCUCAGAGAAGUUGAUUUCAGUUGCAACUAAGAUGUCCCAGCAUGGUGCAAAGCUACUUCCCAUUUAAUGUUUGAUCUUUGGUGAAAAGAACAGCUGCUCUAUACAGACCUUUAUCGUCCCAUCCUUUGAAUUGGUUUAUCUUUAUCUGAAAAACAGGUGAAACAAGAAGGGGUAACAAAGGUAAAUGGGUGGAGCGGGAGUCAAAAACAAAGCCCAUUUCUUCCACAUUUUCAGGGUCACUCAGUGGAUUGGCUAUUGCUUUCCUCUUUGCCAAGGACAGUUUUUGGGAAGGGUGUGUCUCUGCCCUUGGGGCAAUCUGGACGAAUUUCAGUCAGAACCAAUGCUACAUCCAGAUUGUCAUUUACUAAAUAAGAUAAUUGUCGGAGUGAGGCGUUCACAAAGUAAAGGAAGGAUUGAACUCUGAUUAAUAAGAAUACACACAGAGGCUUGAACCAGCAAGACUCUGGGAAGGGUGCGUAUAAUAGUCUCUGUCUCUCUCUCCCUCCAGCCCCUGGCCCAGGUCAUUUUAUUCACAAAAGAGCUUUUUACAGAGUCUUCGUAUGAACCAAUCAGAUUUCUUCUGAGCAUUUCCACAAACCCCAUGUGGGAACAAAGUUAAACUACCAAAACUAAUUAAGCACACAUAUUUCUGGGGUGAACAAAGAACAGAACUACAAAGGAGAGCAUUUGGCAACCCCAGAGGUGAUAAACAAGCAAUAUACAUGAUAAGAAGGAUGGCCAGGAGAACAGCGAUCAUUAUCACCUUUAUGUGAGAUCUGUUUCCUGGCCCUAAGAUUAACAUCCUAAGAUUAUCAGAAAAGCUACAUCAAAGAAGCUGCCCACUGUCUUUGAUGACCCAGGAGCCUGCCUGGUGAAGCAACUGGGCUGUGUACGUGACUUGUGAAGAAAGAGAAAUGGAACAGGGAUGCAGAGGUGUGGAUUGAUCAAGAAUCAUAUCAAAAUAGUUUAAACCCAGUCAACGCAAUGCUUUCAUUGCUGACACAGAUGGCUUACUCUAUAUUUGUUAUAAUUCCUCUUGGUAAUCCCACCUGACCCCACACUCUGGAUAUUUGCACUCCUACAUCGGAGCUGGCAUGAUUCAUAAUAAAACUGAAGGUUUGGGACCCCCUUCCACCCCAUUCCUUGUUUGAUACGUAAUGAUUUUGCUCAUUAGGGGCCUCUGCCUUCCCUUAAUAAAGCCAUUAAGCAACUUUUGCCAUUGUCUAAUCACUCCAUCAUCCAACCAGAUGGGGGGAGCAUGUGGAAUAAGAACAAGAAUCAAGGUAACAAAGAUGCUUUUACUGCUGAGAUUCUCUCUAACUAGGUGAGAUUGAGAGCUCCAUCUGUGUAAGUCGGUUUUGCCAUCUUUCACUAGUGAGUAAUAAUUUUUCCUUUUGAGUUGCUGAAGCAGUUAGAUGAUCACUGUCCCCAGAUACUUUAGGCACCUGAGCUGCAAAGUAAAACUGCAAGUGCUUUGUAGUUUAUCAGCUAGCGGUAUGCCUAUACAUAACAUAACAUACUUACCACAGUUCACUUCAAGACCAGUUGCAGAGUGAAAGGGGUCCAAGACUGUUUGGAUCUCAGGUCAGACUUUGAUCGGAUCUUUCAGAAAAAGGAGGCUAUUGUCAGCAAACAGGCUGAGUACAUGCUCUCUGCCAUUUACACCUAGGCCUUCCACGUCGUUAUUGUUGCGUGUUAAAAUUAGUCAGAGUUUCCAUAACCAUAAACAGCAAUGGCGAAAGGGGGCAUUCCUGUCGAGUGGCUCUGCAGAGGUAGAAGAAAGGAGAAUCCAGGCUGCUCCCCCUCAUUGCCACUUGUGAUUCAAAAACAGAGUUCCGAAGUUAACUUAGUCAGCUGAAAGGGCUGCUAUAUCCUGUCCAUUUCCUUGAACACAGCUUAGGAGACUAACACCACCUAUGUCUCUUGGUGUUGACUAAUCUCUGUCAAAUUAAGAACCCCAUAGAUCAGGUCAGACAUGUGCCUCUGAGGCACAAGCCCCUUUUGAUCUGCCCCAAUGUAAUGGCCAAAAACAAGUUCAGUCAGGAUGCCAAGACCACAGACGAGUAAAGGCGUCCUGAUUAAGCAGUGCAAGCUAAUCUUUAUUUGAUCUUCUUGAGGCCUCAAGGCAGCUGUCUUGAGUUUCUGAGCCGUUGUUCAUCUCUCAUAUUAAUGCUAGCCAUCUGUCUCCCACAUGCCCUCUCUUCCAGCUUCCCCUAUAGGUUUUACCUCGCAGCCCAUUCUUAGCACUUAUUGUUCUGUUUAUAUGUAGCAUUUUCAUUGAGUAAGUACACUUGUUGAUUUCCUGCACCAUGCAUUGACAAUCUAGCUUGUUGCAGUUCAUUUUGACCAUUGCAUAUAUAAUGUCAGGCCCUCAUGGGGUCUGUUUUAGGCGAACACUCAGAGCUGCUUUUUUCAUUGCUGGUUAAAAACAAAUGGGGUGCUAGUUAUUCUCUCAGUAGGAAAUUUUGGGUGGUAUUCUACUAACUAUUUCCAUCAGCACAAGGAUUACAGUUAACUGAAUGUGGCUUCCCCCUCUCCUCUCUGCAAUAUGCCCUGUGCCCUCCCCAGAUCUGCUCCAGAGAGUUGGAGGAACCCUUAGGGCAGAUUUGGGGGGAGGAGAGGGAGGUAGUUUCAUUAUGGCACCCAGGCACUGCGAUGGCAGCAAUUUGUGAGUUUGUCCUUGGUGUCUGUAACUUCUGAUGAAGAUGAUUUUGAACUGUUUCAGGGGAAUGGCAUAAUUUGACCAACCUUGUGCUUAACCACCUAGCAUGACGGCUUUGGGGGGCAGAAUGUGCUGCACUCCACCGUAGAACCAAAGGGAAAGGCACCAACAGAGUACUAUUUCCCUCCCUUUUAGGUACUGUCGUUGCAGCACAGCAGCUCGGACUCCUGCCACUCGCAGUUUGCAGCCUAUUGGAAGCCCAUUCUGUCUAUGGAUGCCAACUUCUGGCAGAGGUGGCUGCACAUGCACCGCAUCGUAAUCCUCUUGGAGCAUGACAUGUAUGUGCACGCUGGGUUGCUGGGUGUCUCAUGGUUGGGGGAGCAUGCAUAGAGAUAGCUGAAGUACUCCAGCCACAGUGCAAAUCUUGCUAACACCCACAGGUGGCUUAGCCUGUGGUUUUGCUUGUUCUUACCGAUAGCAUCCAAAUGGCUGAGGGAGAGCUCUCACAUGUGUGUUUUGCCCAAGAGUAGAAGGAUGAGGAACCAGCAGUCUAUCCUGGACCAUGAGUAGUAACCCUUUGAUGUACUUCCCAGGCCAGUCCCCAAGCAUUUGCACACCCCAGGCAACAACGGCCGCUACAGCACUAUUCAGUGCCGCAUCUCGCACUCGGCGCUGACUUCCUUGCUGCGUGACUGGAGUAGCUUUGUGCUUGUGGAAGGCUACUCCUACGUCAAGCUCAUGCGCAGGUAAGGCACAUAAUAAAGGGGUGGGGCAGCUGGGGAUGAGACAUUGUAUAAGGUGAGCACCUUAGAUUGGGGGUUAAGGUAGAAAAAGUUGUCAGUGCUUGUGUUGAUGCUUGUUCCACCUGCUGUUUGUUGUUCUCCAUUCUGCAGUUCUGAUGAUCAGCCUCCUUUUUCAUUCUAUGUGGUGCGGAUCAUUUCCAAAGCUCCCUGCAUGGUCCUUCGUCUGGGGUUCCCCAUUGGGACGCUUGCUAAGAUCAGGAACAAAGUGAGUACUGGAUUUCCUCGGGUCAUAGUAAGCAUUUAGCAAAACUGCAGGAAAAUGCAUUUACACAGCAAGAAUCAGUGGGUAUUUUGGGGGGAAGUAAAUCCUUCAGCACUACCAAGCAGCAAUAUGUUCUCCUGUACAUUCAACAGCAUCUGAAGUCCUCCUUGGGCUUCAUAGACUAGAAGCCUUGUUUCUAGGCCUAAAUAAUAUUGCGGUUGGUGGGCAAAGCUAGCUGGAGGGCCCAUCCCUCCCACUCUCCUCCAGUAAUGCAGCAAACUUGUCUAAAAUUGCCUAGGCAUAUGGUAUUUCUGGAACUGAUCCAGGUCUUGAUGGACAUCUAAGAGGCAAGCUGUAGUCUCCUUCUGGGCUGCUUUAAGUAAGGAGGCUUCCAUGGGGAAUUCCCUCGUGGGGCUGAUGUCUUAGUUUUUGGGACAUCAGGUAACACUGCUGACAGAGACAGACCAGUACGCCUGGGGGAUUUUGGAGCCAGAGUUGCAGCUUCUACAGAGAGAACAGCAGGGCCCAAGGAGCUAUGAGGGAACAGCAGGUUCCACAACAGCAGCUGUUCGUAUGUAAGGGGCAGGCAAACGUUCUGCUCCAGUGUUUGUGCCCAUCUACUUCUCUCCCAACAGAUAGUAGAAGAAUUAAGAGAUCGUAUCCUUCAGCUGCGCUUCCCCCACAGAGUCCAGAGCAAAGAGGCAACGCCAAAAGUGAAGCGGAAGGCCCUGGGCAGCAGCUCCCCAUCGAAAUCUCCUCCUGUGCCUGGGGCCCAGCCAACCCUCUCGGACAGGCCUUGCCUUAUUGUGCUGCACAAGCCUCUGGAGAAGCUCCUGAUUAGGUAACAGGGACAGGACAUGCAGAACAUUCGGUACCUUAGAGCUUCAGUAGGCCUGGAACAGGCAGACCCUGGCAUAUGAUUUGGCCACUGUGGAGGUUGUAAGUAUCAGAAGUUGGACUGGACCCCAAAAGCCUUCAGGGGUAGCUAACCCGGUGUUUGGGGCUACAGCUCCCAUCACCCCUUCCUUCAGUCAGUAUGCCCAAUGGUCAGGAGUGAUUGGAGUUGUAGUCCAAAACCUCUGGAGGACACUGUGUUAACUACUUGUUGGUCUAGGUCAGCAAGCUAUUUCCCACAGGGAGCCGCCUAGCGCCUACAGGGAAAAGCACAACCAGGGUAUGAGGACAUCAGUGCUCUCUCGCUGUUGUGGCCCAGCAGCCGCUAUGCAAAGGCAUGCUGCCUCUGAUCCUGUGGAUUAGUACUAAAUUGCUGUUAUCCUCCAUUAAUUUACCUAAUUGUCUUUUGAAGCCAACCAAUUUUGUGGCCAGUCCCAUAUUAUGUGGCAGCAGACUAUGUAACUUAAUUGUCAGUUGUGUGUAAAGGUACUGAAUCUCUCGCCCUUCAGGCUUGGUGGAGAGCCCUGGAUUCUUUAACAUUAUGAGAGAGGGCGACUAACCGGCUUGGGCUGUGGGAAUUUGACACCCUUCCUGCUUAGGGGCUGCAAAGGUUGCAGGCAGGUGUGGUAAACAAAGCAGAGUAUGCUUUGUAAUUCGGGGAAUCUUUUCACUUUAAAAAGAUGUUUUUGCCCCUAGACAAUUAAUUUUUGGUGGGAAAGCUGAAAUGUUUAAUGGAAGUUGAGCAUGAAAGGCUCAUCGGAUUAGACUUCUGGGCUUGUUUUCAAUCCUUCUUCAAAAAAAAACCACCCCACUUCUGCUUUCCCAUAUUUGCCAAUCCUUUUCCUACAGGUUCCACAGUCCUAUUAUCCAUGCCUGCCCUCUCCUGUGUUAUGCAAUCUGUGGUUUUUAAUUUGUUUUUACUUUUAAAAAAACCUCCAAUUCUUUGUGGAAUUUAAGAAGCACUGCUGAUUAUAUGCCCCUCCAAUAAGCCUACAUAAAUUCCUUAAUUAAAAUGGAAAUUUUGUGCCUGCAGGAAAUUCUCUUAAUAUAUUGUGUGUUCUUUUGUGAUGUCUUUGCCAUUGUGUACACAAGCCUUUUUUUUCUGCACACUGGGGCGGGCUUGUGUGGUGGACUUCAGGCUGAGAAGGCGCAGAGAUGACUCACUGGCGUCUCAAAAGUGUUCUCCAUGGGGCCAGUACGAACGCAACAGCCUCACAGCUGUAGUCAUGUUCACUUCCUCUCUCCACUUCCUAGAUAUGAGAAGUUGCCCUUUGACUAUCGUGUUCCGUGCCUCCUGCCUCUGGAGAAUCCCCCCAUGUCUGGCCCUCUCACCAUGGUGGCCAACCGCACAGCUUCCUCCACCCUGGCUUCCUUGUCUCGCUACUUCUACCACCAGCGCUGGAUCUGGUGUGUGCAGUCAGGGCUGGUACCCACAGUGCCCAUCACAGCCGUGGCGCAACUGCUGUCCACGCUCACAGAGUAAGUGCCCAUUUCAUUGCAAAGCCUGAAUCGGAGCCCACCCAAAGAGCUGCAGAGGAGAAGGAUAGUUGUCCUACUUAGGUUAUUGCUGUCGGUGUCAGAUAGAUGGGUGUGACUGAGCUCUUGAUGAUGGGGGGGGUUGCAUUAUUUUGAGAGAGAUUACGAAGUGUUGGAGUGUGAGGCAUACACAGGUGAGGGUGUUGUAAGAACCUGGUAACCUGCCAUAGUUUUCCUCUGGGGUGUGCAGGGUUCGUCUGUCCGAGGGCUUUCACUUUGCGUCCAGCGGCGAUGGAAUUAUCAGUAUGGUGCUGGAGUUGCCCAUGAAGGUAAACACGGUUUGCUCUUCCCCUUUGGUUUGAUACCCUUCCUCUUGCCUCCAGUGUUGCCACAUCAUCGUGCUCCCAGUAAGGGCUGAUCUCAAUCUGUGGGGGUGGCACGGGGUGGAUGCAGAGACACCUGUGGCCAGGCCUAAUGCACCUGUGUUAACUCCCUGACCCUGACAUGUCGAAACCUAUUUUGUGUGCCAUUCUCUCAGGAGUUUUCUGUUGGUCCUGUUUACAAGGGUGGCUGCCCCGUGACCUGCAGGCCACAUCUGGCCCACCCACCCCCAGAGAUUUUCAUGGUGCUUGAAGGCCCCCCCAAAUUUGUCAUUAAAAACAUGAUGCCAUGGCCCUCAGCCCCCAAAAGGCUAGUCCACCCAUAAUAAAGAAGGUCAGCAGGUGGAAAUGGCAUCCAGCUGAUGCUCCUCCCAUGGCCUCUGAGGAAAGGAAUGAGAAGUUUCCCAAUGUUACAGCCCAGGGAGGGGCAGGGAGUUCUCCUGAUAAGAUUUGCCUGAUGAACAUCCUCCCAGUUCUGUUCUGUCUAGCCCCCUCCUCCAUGGAAAGCCAAAACCAAAAGAAACAUUGAGCCCAGAGUGUGUGCUGGCUGGGCCAGAUGUUGGCAAGUUGUACUGCUUGGCUGCUUCUCUCCUAGCCUCAGACGUGCCUUAGGAGAGAGGUGAUGCAGCAGCAGGAUAGGCUUACGUAGAUUGUUCUUCCACAGAGUGACUCCUCAAGAGAGAGCGGCAGUGAGAAGCACAGCUGCAUUGUCCAAUACGUGCUGUUCCCUCCACAUUCCACUUCAACCAAAGACAGGUGAGGGUAAGGGAUCGCCGACCCUGGGGACAUGGAAGAAGUCCUGCUACUACAGGCAGCUUGCAGGAUCAGGGACUUCUGGGUGCAGCUGGAGGGUCCCCAGGAAACGUUGGGGUUGUGGAUUAAACUGCCAAAUCUCAAACAUUACCCCUUGCUUCUGGUCUGCCGCUGCUUACAGCGGCAAGGGGGCUUCUGGUUGGGAGUGCCUGGGUGUCCUUCCUACCCAGACAGGCUGCAAGCAUCACGUUGUGAGAGCUCAAAGACUUUCUCUGCUACGUGCCUUGCUGGCACCCCAGAUUGUGCUCCCCAAAAUAAGUACUGUAUGUAUGUGUGAACACUGCCCCGGUCUAUCUGGGCUGGAAGCCAGUUCUUCCAAGGCCUUUAUUGGCAGUGCUUGUCCAGAACCCAGAGUUCUCCAAAGUACAUGUAAAGAACCAGGGGAAAGAAUCGCUGGCUGUGUCGUAACUGGAAGUUGAUUAGCUUGCCUCAGCUUCCCUUUGCACAGCACUCCAUGCCUUAUAGUUGUCCAGCAAAAAUGUGGGGGUGGAAAUCAGCUGAACAGACUAAGAGGAAUGCAUAACAGCUGCACAACAAGUAUAAAGCGGAUGUCCCAAACCACUGAGUGUUCCCUUGGUGUGGUAUUUCUUGUAUUAAUACCUCAUCGCUCCAAGGCUACGUAGGCUUUAAAAAUAUUUGAGGCAUACUUGUUUUCAUGGCCCUGAUGCCAAGCCAAAGAAUGUGGAAGUGGCCUCCUUUUUGUGGGUGCCUAGUCUAGGAUCUGGGACGCGGGUGGCAAUGUGGGUUAAACCACAGAGCCCAGGACUUGCCAAUCAGAAGGUUGGCGGUUCGAAUCCCUGCAACGGGGUGAGCUCCCGUUGCUUGAUCCCUGCUCCUGCCAACCUAGCAGUUCGAAAGCAUGUCAAAGUGCAAGUAGAUAAAUAGGUACUGCUCUGGCGGGAAGGUAAAUGGCGUUUCCGUGCGCUGCUCUGGUUCGCCAGAAGCAGCUUAGUCAUGCUGGCCACAUGACCCGGAAGCAGCACGCCGGCUCCCUCGGCCAAUAAAGCGAGAUCAGCGCCGCAACCCCAGAGUCGGUCACGACUGGACCUAAUGGUCAGGGGUCCCUUUACCUUUAGUCUAGGAUCCAGAGAGAGCUGGGAAACUUGUGAGGCAUUUACCUUGAUGAGGCAUUCUGAGAAGUGUCGACUCCAUGCGUCUAUCCUUAACGUUAAAGAUUAUUCCAUCUGGGUGUAAAGCUCCCUUUCGGCUACCUAGGAAGAAAAACUUUGUCAGCCCUUCACACAACCUAGUUCAGCCUAGUUUCCUUUCCACAAAGGCCCGAGGCCCAUUUAUGCCCCUUAAGAACAUAAGAGCUCUGAGGGAUCAGGCCAAAGGCCAUCCUGUUCUUACAGUGACCAACCAGAUGCCUAUGGGAAGGCACACAAGGGCAGUAGUGCUCACCCCACUUGUGGUUCUCCGCAACUGGUACUCAGUGACAUACCACGUCUGGCACUGGAAGCAGAACACAGCCAUUGUACCUAGUAGCAUCACAAGACAGGCUAAAUGUUGACUAUGCUUAUGCGCAGUGGCCUGGCCAGGUAUGCUCAACAGAUGAUGGAAAAGACUAGUCCCUGGACAAUUCAAUACUUUGGGGAUUCAGGCAAAUAAUAAGCAGAAGCCAAGGAAGUGUGAGGAGCACUCACUGAUGCUCAAGCCAUGCUUACAAUGUUUUGCUUGCUCUCCAGUUUCUCCACAGAUGAUGACAACGAUACAGAGGUGGAAGCUAUUGAGGUGGACAUGGAGCUGAACCUUGUUACAGAGUGCUGGGUGGAGCCACAAAGUGGCUGUGUGAAUAGUGCGUCAGACAGCUGGCGGCACUUACAUGGCCUGUCUUACCAGAAAAUUCCCAAAGCGGUAUGUUCCUUUGGUGGUGAGGGAAAGGGAAGGCAAACUCUGGGACCAUUACCUUGCAGGGACCAUGACUCACAGCUGAUAUUUCCUGGCUUUUGGUCUUGGGGGUCCAGAAUGGGGGCUGUCCAAAUGCUUUAUUGGUGAGGAGCCUCUGUCAUGAUGAUCUAUCCAGCCACCAUUAUUGUUUGUUGUGAAGACACUACCUGCUCCACCUUGGGGAGGAGUUGCUUUUUUCCCCAUUAGGAUUUUUCUCAUCAAAUACAGUGGUACCUCGGGUUACAUACGCUUCAGGUUACAUACGCUUCAGGUUACGGACUCCGCUAACCCAGAAAUAGUGCUUCAGGUUAAGAACUUUGCUUCAGGAUGAGAACAGAAAUCAUGCUCCGGUGGCGCCGCAGCAGCAGGAGGCCCCAUUAGCUAAAGUGGUGCUUCAGGUUAAAAACAGUCUCAGGUUAAGAAGGGACCUCUGGAACGAAUUAAGUACUUAACCCGAGGUACCACUGUAAUUAUCUGAACAUGAAUUUUACUCCCAUUGGAGUAUAUAUGGACAAGAUUUGUAUACCUGGUUCAAGUUUAUCCUUGGCAUCUCUGUGUCUUAACGGAGUGGUAUUUCUGAAAUGGUAAAGUCUUUGUGUUGCCAAAGCCCUGUGUCUUACUUCAGAUCCCUCUUCCAGCUUUACCCUCGAGAUCUAAUGUGCAUCCAUACCAUGCUUGCCUUUGAGUAUAUCAGCCAGCUGUGCCAGAACAAGGACUGGGUCUUCCCAGCAUGUGAUCCAAGGCCCACUACUGCUGAAGGUGAUUCUCCUAGCAUGGGCUUUCUGGGCAUUUUGAGAUGGGGCUGUUCCUGUGGCUUGACAGAGAUUAUACUCCUACUUUUUGCCGUAGGUUGUGGUGCUGGAAGUGGCUCCCGGGUACAUGAAAUUCCAUUCCAGUUUGACCUCAUGAAGCUAUUGCCAAAGUGUCAGCAGAUUGAAAUGUCCUUCCUGAUGCUGACAGGAGGUAAGUCAACUUAGGCCUGAAACUUUUGCACAUUUCUCCAGGGAAAGGGCAUGGCCGGGGCUCAGUGCUUCUCGUCUCCAGAAUAGCCAAAGCGCGUUAACAAAGAGUGCAUCUGGGCAAUGCAGACUAUGUGUGCCUUUCUUCUGAAUUACCACAGUCUACACUUCUGGGUUUGUAAACCACUUUGAGGGUAUUUUCCUUACAAUCAUCAGUAUAUACAUUUUUUACAUAUACGUAUAACACAACAUAAUAAUAUGUAUAAGUAUAUGCACUUAUAUAUAGGCAACCCCCAGUUUGCGUGGGGGUUGCAUUCUAGGUCAUUGCGCACGAUGGCAGAGCACGUCUAAGCCUGCCCUGUUAUGCCCCCGCCCUUGCCUUAUUCUGCCUCCUUUUCCUGCCGCCUCCAGGGUCACAGUGAUGCAUGCAUGCACUAUCGUGCAUGCUUUGAAUGUGUGCAAAAUGGUUGUUGCCUGUAUAUGUCUUCCAGUCAGAUGGUGCAGGAGACCUCGUCCCUCUUUUUAAAAAAACUUGUAUAUAGGAAAAAUAAGAUGAAAUAGUGAAACCAGUAGAAUUGGAAAUAAACCUCAUAAUGGGAAAGAUUAAGGAAAGUGAUGGAUGAUGAAAAUAAUAAGAAGCAAAAUGUAUAAGGAAAUUAAUAUAACAGUAGUAGUAAAUGAAUACAGACAGACAACAAGAAUUGUAUAAACAGGAGGAUUUGUUUAUGGAUAUACUAUGGACAAAUAUGGAAAAUGAAUAACAAUAUACAAAAUGGAUGGAAAUAAUGCAAUAAAAUUAUAUGUGAUAUAAAAAACCAGAAGAAGGAAGGAGGGAAGUCAGCGCUUAGGAGCAAGUAUAAAUGUAAAAUGCAACAUAUUAUGUGCAUGUGGAGUAUGCAACCGGAAAACUAAUAAAGAUUAUUGGGCGGGGACGGGACUUCUUGCCAUAUCUGCCAUUGAACAUGAGAUGUAAUGAAGCAGUAGGAAGGGAUCUUUGUUUUGAAUCACUGGAACGCCUUCCAAACCCCAUUCCUAUUGCUUUAAGCUGGGCCAGGGAGGUUGGAUGCUCUUGUCUGACUUAGUCCCACGAAGCUGUCAGACCUGCAUGCGCAGUGGGUGGGUGUGCUAGGCUGGGGCAACAGAAAAAUCGGUUUGCUCGAAUUUUUGGUUUUCCACCUAUAAUAGAGGAUGAUGGCAUCGCAAAGGACUCUUCCUUCUUGCCCAAUGAAAUGCUCCUCAGCCUCUUCCAUGGCUGCCUCCAGCAUGACCUCAGCGACAGGGAGAUCAUGCUAUCUGGCACAGAUCAUAUAACCUUCAUGGAGCAGGUGCUACAGCGGGACAGAGAUGGCCACCCGGCCCCAUUUAUGCUCCCAGUGGUCCAAGGUAAGAGGACAUGCAUGCAGCUGUUUCUGCCUUUCUCCAUUCCCCUGCUGGCUUCUGACCAUUUUACGUCCCUCUCAAUAGAGCCUCCCAAGGCCUCUGUGCUCCCUGAACAUCGAGAUCCAGCCAACACCUACCAUUCUGUUGGCAGCAAAGACAGGGCUACCUCUGCAAUUACACAACAGGUACAGCAUCCCCUUGACCUCUGUAUCAAACUGCCAAGGAUGCCAGACCCCAGAGAGCCCCCUGAACUUGAGAGCUUCCUUCUGCUAUUCUCUUCUGAAGGAGAUCUCAGUGCACAUGGGCAACAGUGAGUAGGCAACUGAAUCCGCUCCAGUAGCUUGACUGAGUUGUAACAGUUCUGUCUCAAUCAGUCAUUAUGUUUUUGGAUCUAAAGGGCUAUGUGAAUGACUCACGAGAGAGUUAUCUACCUUUGCUACCAAAAAUGUGUGUCAACACACUUUGCUUGUUAAAUCUGGGUGAGGAGCAGGGUUCCUAUGUCAAAAUGCCAUGGCCAUGUUCAAUUUGACUUUACUGUCUUAGGCUCCAAACAAUGCAGAGGGGUCAAGAGAUGAGAUCUUACCAGCACCUGAGGACCUCUUCCCCCAGUGGCGAUGCUAUGCCAAGCUGGUAAAUCCACAGCAUCUUUUCCUCACCUUCCUACCAGCCACAUUUCCAGGUAAGGCAAACUAUAUCAGAAAGGGAAUUGGACACCUGCCUGAGGAAAUGAAGUCAUACAGAGAUGAGACAGGUGCUCGCCAAUAUUCUGUAGACUGUAGGCUGUGCCAAGGGAUGCUGAAUCCUGCCACAGGUUUAAAUUCUCACUCUUUAAGGACUAGAAGCUUGUUGCUUUGUUUUCUUUAAGAGAACCACCUGAUUGCUUUCUUGUGUGGUACAGUAGGAAGAUUACGGUAGAUGCGAUGUUCUGACUAUGUCGGUUGCUAUAUAUCCCAUGAAUGAAGCCAGGUGCGAUGACAGCAAAUAAUGUGCAAUAAACUCUUACCAUCUUUUCCAGACAUACAGAGGUUGAUGGCUCAUGGGACAGAUAAAUCUUCCAAAGAGCAGGAACCAACACUUUCCCAAGGAGAAAAGGAGCUGGGGACUGCAGGGGUGCUUCCAACCGUCAGUGUUACACCAGCCAAUGGUACCAACUGUGUUUUGGGCUUCCUUGCACCACAGGCAGUCUCCUGUGUUUGGAAUCAGACGGGAGGUGAAGGAGAUAAUGGAGGUUGCAUUAGGUUCUGGUUGUAGGUGUUCAGGAUCAUACACUUUUAGCCAAGGGCGCAAACUUGAAUAGGGUAUACUUAAUAAUUUAAGAUCCAUACACAAGCGUAUCAUUGGGAAGAUGUGCAUGUUUAUGUCAGUCUCUCUUGAACCCUGACACAGGCUUGCUGGAGUGGGUUGGGUGAAGACCCUACUGUACCCCAGAGGGCACUGGGGAUGUUUACACGAGCUGGGUGGGGCUGAUUGUAGUCGAACAACAUCUGCAGGGCACCAGGCUGGGGAACAUCAGUCUAUGUUUCUUGUGACUGCCAGCAGCUCUCUAGCAAGUCACCAGCAAAAGUCUUUCCUACUACCUGCCCACAAGAUCAUUUUAAAACUGGGAAUCCCUUAAUACCUUUUGCAGGCAGAGCACAUGCCUUUCUGCAUGUGCAGAAGGGCAGGGGGAAGUAAUCCCUUAAUACCUUUUGCAGGCAGAGCACAUGCCUUUCUGCAUGUGCAAAAGGGCAGGGGGAAGUAAAGCACUACCUGAAGUGCCUUGGGGCAGAGGAAAGGGUGCACAUUUCAACUGUGCUACUCUAAGUCACACAAGGUGCACUGUGUGCCAUGUCUAUGUGCAUAGAAAGAGCAUCAUUUCCUUCUUUUUUGAGCUGUGAGCUUGAGGCUGCUUCUCACCCUCCAAGAUGUAUCCCAUCUACAGAAAUUGGCCAGGACUCGGGAGAUCCAGACACAGUGCCGAGAAGAGAAGGGCGUAUCUCCUUCAGCCGCCAGACAUCUCAGCUUGACCUGGGCGAGAGCUGCCGAGCCCGCUGCCCUGUCUAUGUCUACAGCUGCUCCUUGGAGCUGUUGCGGGAGCAGAUGAUCAGUCCCAGGCUAGAUAAGCCUCUGCGGGACAUCUUUUUCAGGUGAGCUCAGGAGCACAGGAAACUCGACAGCACCUCUGCACUUGUUGGGCAGAUCUUGGCCUUCGCGGUUGUACAGAGACAAUCACUACUCAGUUUCCAGCCGUUUGGGCAGGGAUAUGUAUAAACUCAUGUAUAUUAGGCCAAGCGCUAGUAUUGCAGGCAGAGCCUUAGGAGAGUGUGCGAUCUGGAGGGAGAACUAAGGUGAGGGAGGAAUGUGGGCCUUGUCCUAGAAUCUAGAUGGUCAAUUUGGAUGAUUUUGUCUUCCAGAAGCCAGUCAGUGGAGCGCCCCACCAGCGCUCCCUGGCUAGAUGCCAAGCACAAGGAAUUGCUGAGUUUUUGUACCUUGCUGCAAGAGCAUUCCCACCAGUGCUAUGUGAAAGGUAAAGGAUCGAUAUUCCCAGGUUGGGUUGCUGUCUCCAGAGUGGGAGGAAGCUGGCUAUUCUGUUACCCCUCUGGGCCUGACUUCCUUCUGGAACACCAGGAGAAGCCCAUGCAGCUGUGGCAAACUUGCAAUUCCCCAUACUUAGAGUCAACCUGAUUGGCAGCUUGGUGGUAUUUAAAUGGGCCACAGCCUCCGCUAGCAAAAUCUGCUGUGUUUUUCGGCCCCCCCCCCCCCCGGUUCAUCAUUUCUGCUGCUUACCGUGUUGCUGUUUCUGGGUGAAUCUGCAGGGCCAGCUAACUCUCUGAUCCUCUGAUUCUUUGCAGGGCUGUUCCAGAGCCUACAACAGGGCCACAGCAUUAGCUGCCCUGAUCUGCUCAUAGCCAUGGAUUAUUGUGAGGAGCUCUUGCAGGAGAUAGACAUCACGAGCUUUCUGCUUACUCUGUGCAACCACGUGCGAUCCUUCUGUGAGCGCCACCAGCACCUGCCCACCAACUUGGAAGGGGAAUUGACGCAGGCCCCCCGAGCACGGGGUGUGCUAGUCUCUGUUUCCAGGUGGGAUGGUUGCUUCCAUAUAGAGAGAUCAGAAUGAAUUGUAACUCUGGGGUGGCUUUGGCAGUGCUGGAAGAAGAUUGUAUCUUGCAGGGCUUCCCUCUGCUGGUCUUGUAUGUAGUGGGUUGUAGCCUAAUAGGUUCCUUCAUCCGUGGCCCCCAAAUGUCAGAAGUUUGCCAGAGUCCCAUUCUGCGCACUAAAAUGGCUCUCCCUCUGUAAUGUUCCAAGCAGGAUUCUGAUUCUGGAGCCAUGCAAGGUUCUGUAUGGGGAAGGGAAAAGCACAACCAAGUCAAAUGCACAUAAGCAACAAAGAGGGCUUGCGGACACUUUAGAUCAGGGAUGGGUUUAAGCUUUUUCAGAGCUGUUUUUAAUAGGGUUCCUUAUUUAUUUUUUAAAUAUUUCUAUUUAUUGCAUGUUUUUAGUUGUGUCUGUUUUAAUUUAUGUUGUGAGCCUUGUGGGCUGCAUUGGAGAAAGGCAGGGCUAUACAUAAAAUAAAUAAAUAAAAUUAAUUGGGUAGGUGUCAGUCUAUAAUGUCGAUUGGCCUUGGUUGAAUUAUUGAAUAUCCAGCCUUCUGUUUUCAGUCAAAUAAGCAGUCAAAUAAGGAUCAAGACUGAAGCUGGGCAAGGAGUCAGAUUACCAGGUCACCCAGUUCAUGUGCAUUUUUGUAAUUGCUAUACUUAAGGAAUUAAUUUGCAUCUCUCAUUCCGUCAUUUAAAGAAUUUCACCUCCUUCCCCACCUUUUUUAAUUAAAAAAAAAAGCUUUUAAGUUUGUUUGGGGUUUUUUUGCCUGUGGAAAAUGAGCUUGCAAAAAAGAAGUGUAAACAGUGCAGGAUAAAAUCUCACAGGGCACAGUUGGGCUGCGUGGAAUUUCCAGCAGUCAAGGAGCAGCAUUUAAAAGCUUUGCAUAGCUUGCAGGAAUAGAAUAAAUUAUGCAAAAUAAGCAAAUAAUUGCAGAGUCUCUUAACAUUUGAAUGAUCUCAAUAUAUAGUGCAGAUAUGUUUAUGCAGAUCAGAUGGUCCUUGUGUAUUUCCUUAACCUAUCAAGGGCAAAUAUUACUUACAGUCAUAACAUGGUGCAGAAAAACUGAUUCUUUGAACAGCAAUCUCAUAUUUUUUUCCCAGGGGCAACAGCUAUUCCAGUUGUUUUCACUGAGUGGCAUGUAAAAGCAAAUGCAGUAAAUGUCACUGCAAAAAAUGAGGAAGGACAUAUAUUUUGUAGGAGAAUGAGAUUCUGUAACCCGAAGUAUAAAUGAUCCCAGGCUGACUGCCACAUCCCUCUGCACAUGAAGAAGAUAACUCAAGCAAACCUGUAGAAAUGAAGGAAUUUGUGCCUCUGUAGUGCAGUAGAAGAGAGCAGGAAGGUUUGGCUUGCAAACUGAAAAUGGGGCAGCCAAAUGGAACUAGAAUGAGAAAGGAGAGGCACUGCGCCAGUUUAAAACAGUACAAUUAAUAAAACCGAUAUAGGGACACAAUAUCACAGGUGUAACUGAUAUUUAUAAUCUGUGGAAAAGGACAAGCCAUAUGCCAACCAUGAAUAUGAUCUAUGAAAGCAGGUGCCACAAACUAACACCACCACCCCCUUUCACCAGAGAAGCCCCAAGUGAGAUGGAUUGGUUGAUGGCCUGUCUGUCUUUUCCCCAGAACCUAAGGCAAGGCGGCUCACAAAAAUUAAAGCAAAAACCAUCUUUACACUCCCAUGUUCUCUAUGGGCUCUUAGAAAGGCUUGUGGUGCAGCAAGCCACUCCAGCUUUCUGGUUUGUGGAUGCAUAAAUAAGUAGGAAGGCUGAGCACAUCUAGCUACAGUAGAGAUUUAUUAAACCACUCUUUUCCAAGUGCCCUGAACUGGAAAACUGUGGUUUUAAGGAUUCCCUAGAACAGGCAUGUCCAAAGUCUGUUACGGGGGCCUAAUCUGGCCCGCCGGUCGGUUUAAUCCGAACCCUGUGGCAGUUUAAAAGGUCAACAACUUUGGUCGGCCCUCACGGCCCUUCACUUCAUCAAAUCUGGCCCCCUUUGAAAAAGGUUUGGACACCACUGCCCCAGAAGUUAAGAUUGGAUUAGAUCCUGGUUUGUAGGGAGCCCUUAAACCAGAGGUUCCCAGUUCAAGCAUAAUGGGAAAGAGUGUCUGCAUCCUUUUCCCCACCCACUCUUUCAACAUUUUAUAUUUCCAACUCCAGGUAAAUUACAUAUGAAACUGAACAAAUCAAUAAAGUUACAAUGAAUAAGUUUAAUUACAAUAAACAUAGUUUUAUUAUUCAGCUUAUUAAAACACAUUUAAGUGAUUGCAUAUCAGGCACUACAACUCACCUUCCUUCACUAUUUGCAUUACUGCCUUCCGCCAGUUAUUCUUCCUCACACUUUCUAUUUGGCUGAAUCAAUAAAUGCACAUUGAUCUGCAUUUAAGGCGUUUAUCCAUUAAUCCUCCCCUAAUCCCUUCAUAGCACAUAGGUUCUUUUAAAAAUCAAUCGACUAAACUUCCAUCAAAUUAGUUUUAGACAGGUUUGAUAGAACUGUAAUUUAGAUGAUUUUUGAGAUUUUCCUCCCAUCUCUAAAUGCUAUAAAAUGGCUCUCUGAAAAGUGUGGCCUGAAGGGGGCAUUUAGGGGAGAGGUAUAUAUGUAAUUGUUUUGUUUUGUUAGUUGGUUCGUUCAUUUUGACAGGAGGAGAGGAUUGGAAUGCCCAUGCAGGUGAACCAAGAGCAUACACUAUUUAUUGGCCACACUUAAGGCUGAGCAAAGCUGAUUCAAACACAGUAUUUUAUGCUCGUGUGUUCAUGGUCAGAACUGGCUAUACUUGUGGAGUGAAUCUGUGAGCAGGGCCCUAGAUUUCUGCUGAGGUUCAGUUCACAGACCCAGCUCCAAUAAUUCCAAUAAUAUUUUUUUUGCACAUGAAGCAGUUCUAUGUGCUCCUGUGCAUAACUCUUUACAGUGGUACCUCGGGUUAAGUACUUAAUUUGUUCCAGAGGUCCGUUCUUAAUCUGAAACUGUUCUUAACCUGAAGCACCACUUCACCGCCGCUGCACGAUUUCUGUUCUCAUCCUGAAGCAAAGUUCUUAACCCAAGGUACUAUUUCUGGGUUAGCGGAGUCUGUAACCUGAAGCGUAUGUAACCUGAGGUACCACUGUAUUUCUGACCCAUUGGGGAUCUUAGGAUGUAUGGGGGAAUAGAGGCGUGUAGGCUGCUUCUGACUGAGGAGCAGGGGAGUUAAGGUUGCAUUAUUUGGAGCACAAGUAGACAGAGCUGCUUGUGACUGACUUCACUCUUCCUUGAACCUGCUGUGCAGUGCUGAGACGGAGGAUUUUAGUGAGCCAGAGUCCCAUGUUUCGGCCUGCCCUCCCCAAGAACCCAACCCUAGCUGCUGUUCAGAGUUCCCCCUCUCUCUGCUAAAGAGCAGCCAGCCUUGCCAGGAGCACCCGGACUUGCGCAGGAUCAUCCAGGUAAGGAGAAAAGUGCUUUCUCUGGGUGAGGUGAGAGGGUAGCUUUGAUGGCCCAAGUAUGUUUCCCACUGUUCCUUCUUCCCGUUCUAGGAAAAGUUCUUGGAGAUUGGCAGCUUGCAUUUCAAGCCAGUGCCGUCCAAUCCUCAUUAUUACUUCUACUGCCCUCCUUCUGCCAAAAAAGAGGUAGGGGGAUAUGCUUGUAUCUUUGCCUCCUUGCCCUGGGAGGCUCCUUUAAGAGGGUCUGGAAGGCUGUAUAAGAGCCAAACUUGGAAGGGUGUGGCACCCAGACUUGAUGCACGUUGCACAUGUGGCUUCUUGUCUCUGUUUUAGGAGGAGGCCUCUCGGGACCAUACAGAUAGGAAAGGUAGUGAAGACGUGGAAAGUUCAGAAACUGAACUGGUGGCGGAUGAAGGUAAGGGAAACUCUUCCUCACUCUGCUGUUCUGAGGACUGCUGUAAUGAUUGGAGAUGCCAUGGCACUUGUAAUCUAGUGAUAUUGGAUUUCGUUUUUUAAACCCUUAAGUGGACUAAGGAAAUUUUAUGUAUGCAUAUGUGCUGGGGAGAGUGCAAGAGUCCUUGAGGACCAGUGCACUGUUUCCCCCUGGAGCUCAGCAAACCAUAGAGCAGGUAUGUGGUCAUACAGAUAUUCCUGGCCCCCACAGUGUAGCAUCCAUGGCCGAGGGGUGUUCAUUAGGUUUGUUGGGAGUCCAUCAACAUCUACAGAUCCCUGCUAUCAAUGCAGGGGAGAGAAGCGUGGAGGAUCCUAGCUUUGAGCUUUCUGGAAUAGUUGAGACGAAGGAAUUGCUAAGAUUAGGUCCCUCCUUUUGGCUAAGAGGCACUCCAGUUCUCCCAAGCUGCAAAUAUUUUGCAUAGAUUUCUAGUCCAUAGAGCUAGCUGUAUAGUUUCCGCUUUCCUAGAAUUGCCUGUUUCUAAUUUAAGAGGUUUAAGAACUCUCAAGUGAACUCCAUUCACAAUACGUCCCAUAGUCCAUGGUGAGGACCAUGCAAUGUCCUCUUUGGCAGCCAGCCAGCUAGAGCCCAGGUACCUUCCGUUGCCUGGGCCUGAGUCUUCUUUGCAUUCUUGCAACCAAGAGAGGGGACGUUGUCAGAAAAGAGUGCAGGAUUGUCCAGAGGGAGGUUUUCACAAUGCUUCAUAGAAUCAUAGAAUUGGAAGGGACCAUGAGGGUCAUGUAGUCCAACCCCCUGCAAUGCAGGAAUCUUUUUGCGCAACAUGGGGGUUUGAACCCAUGUCCCACGACCCUGAAAUUCAGAGUCUUGUACUCUUACCCACUGAGCUGUCCUGCUUGCGGCCUGUUGUACUGCCAGGCCUUUACUGUUGCACUGAAAUUUACAAAGGCCAGCUUUGCCUUCUGCAUGGGAGAAUGCACAUCCAAGCUCGGACUAAUAUUCAUUACCACCUCUCUUAAAAAAAUAAAAAUCAAUCUAUUUACUUAUAUCUGACCACCCAGUCAUAUUAUCAGUGCAUAUUCAAGUAAUUACCCAAUAUUUUGUCUCAGUGUUUUUCCUCCUUAUGCCCAUAAAUCAUGCUUGGUGAUAAUUUGACACUCCUGAUGUUUACUAUUACUAAAUAUAUAUCUCUCUAUAUGUUUAUUUUAUAUACUCUAAUUAAACCACUUGAUAUAUUCCUAACAAAAGACUCCCACAUUUUACAACGCACAAGGCUUUUCAGUCUAGCUUCGGGCAUUUCAGGAACUUGGCCAGCCAGUAGUGCCAGCCUCUUGUGCAUUCUGCUGGCAGGGCUUCCUGUAACAUCCAACGCCAAUCUGUCUCCCUAUUCACAGAGUGAGUGCAAUUGUAGUUAACCCUUUCAGGAUAAACAUUCUUGAGGCCUGGUGCCUUUCACCAAAGCUCCAUCGCUUCUUGAAAGCACUUUGGCUUUUUUCAAACUUGCCCGUAGGCAAUGCUUCCGGCUGUGGCAUUGGAACGGAGAGUGACCCCGAACUGGAAGUAGAGUAUCGGGAACGGCUGGACCACGAAUUUCUAGAAGCCGACUCUCUGUCUGACUCCAACACUGUUAACCAGGACGAGGACUCCUUCAGCGUGCUGGGAGACUCUCUGGCAGAGCAAGAGCUGCUGGAACAGGACAUGCCACCGCUCUUUUUGCACAUGACAUGCUCUGUGAAGCUGCGCAGCCAGCACAGUUCCAUGCCUGUUCGCUCACUGCCCACCUGCCUAGGUGAAUGGAAAUGAGCCCUGGGGUUUGAGGUGGGGGGGAGGGGUGGCAUGGCUAGGGUGGAUGGGCUGCCGGAAGGGAAGAUUGGUUUCAGCCUCCAAGCAAGGAGUGGUGGGUGCUGGGGAGGGAGGGAUCAUAUGCUGAGGCCCAACCUCCUUGGGCGCUUGGCAAGGAAGGCUAAAGUAGCACUGUCUAACUCAAGUAAUAUCUGUUGCUUUCACUAGGGGAGGUACUGGGCUGCUUUGAGAGCUGCAAGGCGCUGCACACCAUUGACCUCUCGGACCUGUGUGUGACACUCGACAUUUUUGUUCUGACCCUCCCCCUGGAAAUCGAAACGGUGAACGAUCUGCAUCACAAUAGGUGGGACUCCAGGGUUGCAGUGUGGGCAGGGGAGUCGGGAAACCACAACAUGCAUGUGGCCUUGGCCAGAUGCGAGGGCUGAGCCUAGUAACUCUUUCCCUGUCCUCGCUACAGGUACACCUCUGAGAGUAGCGUCUCCUUCACCCGUUCCCCAGGGCGGCCCUCCUCCUUCCGCUCCGAUGAGGAGCUUAUGCACACCUUGGACAGGUUGCCCUCCACUGUGGACGAUGGGUAUUUAUCCUCUCCAUCAUGUUGUUAUACUGGGGUGCAGAAAUAGUGAGCCACUGUCCUUGACCAUUGCAUUCUUUUUUUUCCAAGGCACCCAGCACUUUCCAAUCUUCCUGGAGUGCACAGACAAGCUGUUGAAGCUACCAUGACAGAGGUGAGUUCAUUUGGCCCUUGGAAAAAGAGACUUGCUCUGAGACUAGAUUAAUAUUCCUCCCACUCCUGAGCACCCAGCACUGUGUCCUGACUAAGCACCAGCAUUGUGAACCUUGCUAAAAGCAAGGCCGCAACAGGGUUUUCACUUUGCUUAGGAUCUAGACCACCUUGCCUGCUGUCUUUACUGUCACAGAUCCGCUGGCUUUUGGAUGACGAGAUUGUGUCUGCAUUGCGCCAUUCACGGACAAUUACCUCUGGCACUUUGAGCCGGGUGGCUACCCAUGUUUACAGUUCUCAAGGCCGUCCAAGCUGCCACUGCGAAACGGUCCCUUUGCAGUUCGUGUUUGGGCCUGAGAGCUCUCUGGAAAAGUUUCGUGAGGUGAGUGAUCUUUCAAGCUAUUGGUAUGUGAAGCACUUAACUUGGGGCCAGUUUACUUGAGCAGCCACCACUCUGAUAUUUUAUGGGAGGGUGCUGUAUAUAAAUACCUUUAUAAAUAAAUUUUGCUGCCCCAUACUUGGUCACUUAGAUUUGUGGAACUUGCACUUUCACAGGUGUCACAUAAUGUAAAUCUUUAGCAUGCUUUGGAACUUCCUGGCUAUUAAUAUUAGACUCACGCCCUGUCUAUACUGCUGUACAUUCCUGGUGAAAGCUUUUUUAUUUCAGCAAACCUACUGAACCCAUAUACUUUAAAAAUAAUUUUAAAAAGUUUAACUCAUCACCAAACUGGGAGGGGUAGCUAAUUCUGCAGAAGACAGAAUCAGAAUUAAAAAUGACCUUAACAGAUUGGAGAACUGGGCGCAAGCUUACAAAAUGAAUUUCAGUAGGGACAAAUGUAAGGUUCUACACUUAGGCAGGAAGAACCAGAUGCACAAAUAGGAUGGGGGACACCUGGCUUACUAGCAGUACAUGUGAAAAGGAUCUUGGGGUCUUGGUGGACCACGAGCUUAACAUGAGUCAACAGUGUAAUGCAGCAGCAGCAAAAAAAAAAUCUAAUGCUAUUCUAGGCUGCAUCAACAGAAGUAUAGUGUCCAGAUCAAGGGAAGUAAUAGUACCACUCUAUUCUGCCUUAGCCAGACCACACUUGGAAUACUGUGUCCAAUUUUGGGCACCACAAUUUAAGAAGGAUGUUGAUAAGCUGGAACAUGUGCAAGCCAAUCAGGGGUCUGGGAGCUAAUCCUUAUGAGGAGCACUUGAAGGAGCUGGGUAUGUUUAGCCUAGAAAAGAGGAGACUGAGAGGAGAUAUGAUAGCCAUCUUCAAAUAUCUUAAGGGCUGUCACAUGGAGAAGGGAGCAUGCUUGUUUUCUCCUGCUCUGGAGGGUAGGACUCGAACCAGUGGCUUCAAAUUGCAAGAAAAGAGAUUACGACUAAACAUUCGAAAAAACUUUCUGGCAGUAAGAGCAGUGGAACAGACUCCCACAAGAGGUCUCUCCUUCCUUGGAGAUUUUUAAGCAGAGGUUGGAUGGCCAUCUGUCAUGGAUGCUUUAGCUGAGGUUCCUGCAAUGCAGGGGGUUGGACUUGAUGACCCUUGGGGUCCCUUCCAAGAUUCUAUGAUAUUUUUCCUGUGUCUUUAGUGAUGAUUUUACUAUGUGGCCCUUUUGUAGUUUUCAGACUAAGCAGUCUAUAAAUCUUUAUAAAUUUGUUUUCCCCCAUAUGACUUCAGUUUUCCACAGUCAUUUGACCUUCAGCUCCUAAACCCUAAACAACACGCGCCCCCCCCAGCGACACACACACACACACACACACACACACACACACACACACGAGCUACCUUGAUGCUUCUCCAUUCUCAGCCAUUCUGUCUUGCUUUAUGCCUAAGAAACAUGCACCUGCCUUUUGCUUGUUUCUAGACAGUCACCCCGUUCUUCUUUUUUUUGUUGCAGGAGUUCCAGAGAAUAGCCCUACCAGGCUACGUGCUCAACGCUGAAGACAGUGAUUUCUACUAUGUUUCCAUCAGUCGCCUACAUGCCCCCAAAGAUGGGCCUAGCCCCACAGUAACGCUUGAGAGCACCAUGACUGGAGGCAGGUGUGAAAGCAGCAUCAAAACAGAAGGCUCUUUGCCCUGCUCCCCUCCGCCCGAGGAGGCUCAUGGUCUCUGGGCAUGGCCAGCGAGUGAGAACAAGCAGGAGACAGAAGAAUUCCUGGACGUAAGUAGCCAUGCACAUGCUGAGUUGGUAGGGUGAUCUGGAGACGUGGUUUUUUUCUUCUUAGAUGGAUUAUUGAUGCUGUUUGGUAAGGGUGAUUAUUGGGAACGGGAUGUUAUGGAUUGCAUUCUGGUGAUCUCUGCCACAGAGAGGUUAGGCUGGCCUCAACCAGAGCCAGGGCUGUGGCUCCGAUCUGGUGGAACGCUCUGUCACAAGAGACCAGGGCCCUGCGGGACUUGACAUCUUUCCGCAGGGCCUGCAAGACAGAGCUGUUCCACCAGGCCUUUGGCCAGGGCACAGCCUGACUCCCUCCUUCGGCAAUCUUCGCGGAGCUCUGGCCCAAUGGUUGCCAUCAAUUUGAUUUGAAUUAAUUUUAUAAUGAAAUGAUUUUAGAAUGUAGUCUUAUUUUAUUGUUGUUAGCCGCCCUGAGCCCGGCUUCGGCUGGGGAGAGCGGGAUAUAAAUAAAAUUUAUUAUUAUUAUUAUUAUUUGCUGUGAUGCAGUUGUCAGAUGAAGUUCCACAGCCGGAUCAAGCCCAUACUUCGGAGUGUGGCUCCUUGGAUGAGGAAUCUGCAGUGACCCAGCCACAGCCUCUGCCGUGCUCCUUGGAGAAGGGGAACAGUGAGAAAUCUCCCUUAGCAACACCAUCUGUAGUGAGCCUGGCAGACUCUGUGACUCCAGGUAGGGAAGAUGAGCUGGCAUCUCCACCUGAAUUUUGGAGCAGGGGCUGGGGAGUUCAGCCGUGUGGGGCUGCUUUAGCUUAUCCUGCCCCAAACUGGUGCCCUCCGAGGAGAUUUGGACUUCAACUCCCAUAACUCCAGCCCACAUGGCCAAAGGAAAUUGUAAUCCACAGCAUCUGGACGGCAUUGUGCCAUAGACGGCUGAUUUAGACAAACACUAGGUCGUUAUAUUACCUUACUAAGCAGUUCCUUUUUAAAAUAAAUAAAUAUACUUUUCAAGUUUAUACAUUUCACUACUUUUGUACUUUACACUAAUUUUAACAAUCAUUUUAACAUUUCAAAACUUGACUUUCUUCCCCCUCUUUCUGCGGUUCCUUACAUUUAUUUUUAAUAUCCUCUGCCUAUCCAAAUUAACUGAAUUUGCUCAUUUAUUCAUCUACUUCAAAUAUAUACUUUUAUAAAACUGCAGGGUAGUACAGUAAUCCUGGCAAUGGUCUUAUCUGUUUAUAAUUUAUCUUCAUUUCUUAUUCUUCUGGUAAGUUUCACCAUUUCUGCGUAUUCCAUAAGUUUUUGUAUCCUUUCUUCCUUUCCUGGGACUUCUGCUUCUUUCUAUUUUGGGGCAAGUAACAUUCUAGCCACUGUAGUAGCAUACAUGAAUAAGUUUCUAUACAUUUUAGGUAGUUCUGUCCCUAUAAUUCCCCAAAGAAAAGCUUCUGGGCUUUUUUUUUACAGAAGUUAUUUUAUAAUAAUAAUAAUUUAUUAUUUAUACCCCACCACUUUGGGCAGCUUCCAACAGAAUAUUAAAAUACAAUAGUCUAUUAAACAUUAAAAGCUUCCCAAUAUAAUAAUAAUUUAUUAUUUUAAACAUCCUUUUCAUUUCAUUAUACAUCAUUUCCUAGUUAAGCUUUAAUCUUACUACAAGACCACCACAUACAAUAAAAAGAACCUUCUUUCUUUUAAGCAGUUCUGUUUAGCUGAGCUAUAAUUGGUAAGAUUCUAAAGUGCUGGUUAUGACCUAUAAAACCCUAUAUGGCUUGAGCCAAGGCUACCUGAAAGUUCAUAUCUCUCUAUGGGAACCUGCCCAAUGUUUGAAUCCUCAGGUGAGCACCUUCUCUUGAUCCCAUCAACAUCAGGACCCUUCUUGGUGAUGGCACCAGAGAGAGACAUAUCUGUGGCUGCUCCCACACUGUGGAAUUACCUGCCAAGAGAGGCUCCCUCUUUGUUAUCCUGCUGACAGGCUGAGACCUUAUUCAGACAGGUCUUUGAAAACUAAGAUGCAGAUGAUGCUGACCACUGGACAAAACUGUACUUUGAUUUUGAUUUUAAAUGUGCUUGUCUUUUGAACUGUUGUUUUAGCUGGUCGGGGGUUUUUUUUUUAUUAACUCGGCAUUUUAUAAUGAUUUUUAAUGUUGUAAGCUACCUUGAAUCCCCUUAUAGGAGAAAGGUGGGAUAUAGAUAUAAUAAAUAAUGAUGAAUAAUACUUGGGAGAGGCAAAUAAAGGAAAGUGCCCUCAUGUAUCUGGGGCAAUGAUCCUUUGCGCUCCAUGCAUAAGCAUGCGUGUUGUGGGGGCCAUAACCCUUAUUUUGCCCUAAUAGCUCAUGGCCCUCAGCCAAGGUGUUCGAGGUCUGCUUCUCUAGGUUAUAUAGGCAUAACAAGUUACUCAUGCUGCCCCCUGCCCCCUUUCCAAUUUCAACAAGUAGUAUAAAAAUCCUGCGGUUUCCUAGUACUGUCCAAAAUUUGCAGAAAUUACAGAAAUUCAGGAAAAGCACAUUCUAUAACAGGAAGCCAUGCAAAACCAGUCUGUGAAACUGGUCAAAAGGAAGAAUUCCUGGGGCCAAGCUAACUCAGUUUCCUCAAGCUCUUCAUGUUUCAAUCCUAGAUAUAUAAAGCCAGCUGUAAUAAUAUUGUACACCCAAUCUGCUAGCGUUUUAAAAGGGAUGUGUGUGUGUGUGUGUGUGUGUGUGUGUAUAUAUAUAUAUAUAUAUAUAUAUAUAUAUAAAAAACCGAAAGGCUUUUCAGAACCUAGAGGCUGGCUGGGUGCUUCUUCUUCAAGGGACAAGUGCUUCCAUCAGUCUCUGAGGCUGCAGUUGAUUGUCAUUGCAGUUGUGCUGUCAGUCCAAGAUGGAUUCUCCAUACUUCUGCUGGCACUGGGAAGCUGUAGGAAGGUGGUUAUAUUUGUUGAAACAUCAGAAGAGUAUUGCCGAGGUUUCGUGUGGAAUUUGGCUCAUGAUGAUCCUCUGAAAGCGAUUAAGCGACUGCCUUUUAACGCCAUAUAAUGGAACUUCUCUGCCUUACCAGUUCAUUAAGCUGGCUUUAUUGCCACUCUGUUAGGUUUUGUUUCAGUAUUCUGUUGUGUUCAGGUCAAUCAGCCUCUCUUCAGAGGAAAAACGCUUUUCAGCUCUCCCUUUUGUGGAAAUAGGAUUAGAAAUGUAAGGAUUACAUGGGGAAGUGCCAAGUACUUGUCCAUGCUCCUUUUUAAUAUGCAAAUGCCUUCCUCGUUCCAAGGAGUGUGUUGGUUUCACCUACUUCAUCAUUCUUGAGAGGCCUUUUGGUGCCUUUUACUUAAAUACACCAUUUGUUCCCUCAUAUUUUCAAUUGUGCAUUGAGAUUGAACAAAAAUAUGCCAUUUCACACUUGCGAGAGAACGGCUGUUUAUUCAAGUUAGCAUUUUCACCCCAGGCCUGACUGUAAUAGCAAAGUCUCUCCCUCUCUUAGGGGUGUCCAUUAAAGUGCCUUUCUUUGUAACUAUGCUCCAAUAUUGAUUUUUCUGUAAUCAAAACCACUUUAGUGCUGUUGGGCUCAUGAGAUUGUAAGCUCUAAAAGGCUGCCAUGUGUCUUGCUGUCGGGCUUCUUUAUGAAGUCAAUCUUGCUUUGUUUCUUACAUCAAACAACCUAUGCAGCAGACGGGGUGAAAAAAAGAAGCCAACCGCUUUGUGACAUGCUGAUCCCCUUUUUCUUCCUGGGUUUGUUUCUUGUUGCCUGGGCUUGUACAUGCACAGUUUGGGGGGGAAAGGCCGGUGCUUAGAUUGAAAUCUGGCCCCAGAGCAAGGAGAGAGUUGGGGGGACCUAGGAGACCUCAGAGCAGUCUCUCACUACCUCUCUUUCCUUACAGGCUGUGGGAAGCAGCGUCCCAGUCGGGUACAGAGCCUGGUAUCGAGCCAGGGCAGUAUGGAUUCCGAUCUCCUAGGUGAGUGGAUGAGCCGAGCCAUCUUUUUGUGUGGAAGAGACGAUAAGUCAGUUCUCAGUUGGGUGGAGGCAGGUUUGUGGCAGAGUGACAAGUUGCUCAGCUGGGAUUAUUUUGCCUUGAGGUCCAGGUGCAUCCACUUUGUGGAGAUGGGAGUGCAAGGGAACCACCAUGAGCCUCUCUCUGCCCUUGGCUUCUUGUCAAAGAUGGAUUGGCCGAGCCACUCAGCAGAGGCGGUGAAUUUUCAUUUCUUAGGCUAUGAUGGCGGGAGCAGUGAUUCCGAAUGUGAGGAGGCAAUAAUGAGUGACCUGGAACCCAAGUGCCCUCUCAUGCCUGACUUCUGGCUGAUUGUCAAAAUCCACCAGGACCGGGUGGAAGUCUAUUCCCACACACGGUAACAUCCCCUUUCCCAUGCCCUGCUCACCCGGGGAUUCUGGUUCCCAAACUGGCAACUGUGGCUUUUACCCCAAGCUCUGCAUGCAGUUUCUCCCAAUCCCCCUGAUCUUAGCCUUGUGUUGUAUAGCUGGCUUCUGAGUUCUCCAGACUUCACGUGUCUUGCUUUUUCCAACAUGUAGCUAGCUGGCCUUGUUCCUCUGCCAGUUUUGCGCUAAUGCUGGGAAAGGUCAAAGAGCCCAGGCCAUGCCAGUCAUAGAUCCCUCCCCCAGUACUCAUGCAUUUUUAAGCACUUGCCAAUGCUCCACCCAGUUUUUCAUUGUUGACUGUGUUCAGUUCAUUACUAACUAUUGAGCAGGAAAAUAUAUUGUGCAUAUAGUCUGCUGUUGUGGGAGCUCUCUCAAAAGUUCUUCUGAGCAGUCUCCCUUUUCCUUUCUGUACAGCAGCUUGAGUGCGGUGAAAGCAACGCAGAAUGAGGAAGGGGAAUGUGUGCAUCUUCACCGCACAGUGGUGAAGAAAGUUGGUGAGAUCUGCCGCCUUGUUAAUCAGGUAACUCUGGCACAUUCGGUCUCUCUACACUGACUCCUUGAUAGCAGGAAUAUCACCCUACUAAGUUCCAAAAGUUGAAUUUAACACAUUAGCCAAUGUGUUACAAAAUAUUUGACAGCUACAGCUUUGGCCACUGGAAAAACCACCCAGAUCUUUUCUGCUUGUGGAGCCUUUAAAGAGAAACUUCAUACAUAUAUAUCUAUGCACUUUUAGAUAUCUUUUCACCUUAAACAUGAGGACUGAGAUGCUGACAUUUUAAAUGAGGAAGCUGGGAUGUACCAGCUUCAUCACAUUCUGGUAUGAUUACAAUCGUGCAGACAGAGAUUGCACUUGAAUUUCAAGGCAGAUACUAGUUUCUUCUACAGCCAGGACUCCUGUUGUGAGGAAGCAUUAAGUCCAUCUCUGCGGCCCUUUUUUGUCCACAGCGGCUGCUGCUACAGGAUCUGCACGACAGUCAUAAUUGCAAUUCCCUGCUUGUUGCUGAGAGUGAGGAGGAUAUCUGGAAAAGUGAAACGCCGUACACCUACCGGCAGCGCACUGGGCCUGAUGGUAGGAGUGCAAAGUGGUAUCCUUAUCCACAAUAACAUUGUGCUGAGCCUUAGAGCCUAGAGCAGGUGUAGGAAACCUUUGGCCUUACAAAACUUACAACAUCCCUUAACUGGGGCUGAUGGCAGCUGUAGUUCAGCAACCCCUGCAGGGCCAAGGGUUCCCUACACCUGACUUAGAGACUCUGCUUUCCCACUAGUUUGGCUGUGCCCUAGUUAUAUUAGAGGCAGGCUUCCUACAGACCACAGGAUGAGAUUCCUCUCUUACUCUGCCUGUUGUGGCAGGGCAGUACUUGGGGAAGUGACAGCUGAUGAAUCCUUUUCAUUUGCCGUUUUGUCGCCACUUUGGUGGUGAUGCACCGUCCUGCUUUUCAGGGCAAGCUCUGUAGGUUCCCUGUUUAAAGGUACUUGAGGUGUGUGUGUUUGCCUUUUAAUCUUGUGGCACAACUGUACAUGAAGGAGGGAAGUCUGUGUUGUGUAGAUGGCUUUCAGAGAACUCUGUGGAGGGCUGCCUUGCUGAAUUGCAUUUCCCGCUGUGCAGACUACCCCGGAGAGGAGAGCUACCAGCCCCAUGACUAUCUGGCAGCCACCAUGCAGUUCAUACCUGGACACUUUGCUUGCGACGCAGUCUGGAGCACCACCAUCCAUGUGCAUUCACGACUCAAGAUGGGGCCCAAUAUGGGUGUUGCACGCGGUGAGUAUAUGGAUGCAGGGAGCUCUGGCUAUUGGGGAGGCGUGUGAGGAGCUAUCCCCAGACUCCCCGUUCCUAGGCAAUGAGUUCUGUCUUGUCAUGGUGCCUUUUUGCCCCCAGCUGUGGCACACUGAUGAUACAAAUUAAUUGUUAGGAUUGGUGUGAGGGUCGGAUUAGCCAAAUGAUGUGGAGGGCGGCUUGAGUUAGGCUACAGACAAGGUAGUUCUGCCACAAGCUCCUUACAGGAAGAGGGAGCCACAAAUACAGUGGUGAUAAAAUGCACAGAAGGGGGAACUUGUGUAACAAGUGGGAGAAUUUUUCAAGAAGCGACUUUGUGUUGAGGGGGAAGGGAAGCUUUUAGUAUAAAAAUCUGAGCAAGUUCAUUUAUUAGAAGAGAUCCUAGCGUUGAGGUAAGGUUUCAUCACAGAACCAGCUGUAUUAAAAAUAGCUCCCUUUUAAACUCUGUUAUAAAACCCUAAUACAGGCUAGCUACGAUCUAAAAGAAACUCAAGUGUUUGAAACAAAGAGACUUUUUUCCCUCCCAAAUAUGCCCUGAUAAGGAACACCUUAGCUUGAAACAUACAAGGAUUUGAUAUUUCUCCAUUGGAUACCCUUAGUACAUAUUUAUUGCAGCCACCAAAUUGCAGUGAUCUUUUUCAAAAAGUGGGUAUGUUGAGAAUGGGCAGUAGUUAUGAGGAUUAGGCUGGAUUAAUAUUUGGGAAAUAAAAUUGAAGAGGGGCGUGUGCUGUGCUGGUUUUUGAAGAUAGCAGUGGGUGGUGCAUUUGGGUCAGACUUUGCAACUUGUAAGCCAUCUCUCUCCCCCCUGCAGCCAUCCAGGCCCUGCGUUCUGUGCUCAAUGCUUUCUCAGUUGUGAACAGGAAGAAUAUGUUUGUUUACCAGGAGCGCUCAACCAAGUCUGUUUUCUAUUUACGGUAAGUUCGCCAUUCUGUCAUACGGCACCCCACAAGCAAGGGGACCGCCUUGACCUGUGGUGUCUUCAUCUCCUCUGCUGGUAUCUCCUUUUGGAAUGUCCUUCAAGUCCAUUGCCCUUGGUGGUGUGGUGUAGUGGUUAAGAGCGGUAGACUCGUAAUCUGGUGAAUCAGGUUCGCGUCUCCGCUCCUCCACAUUCACCUGCUGGGUGACCUUGGGCCAGUCACACUUCUUUGAAGUCUCUCAGCCUCACUCACCUCACAGAGUGUUUGUUGUGGGGGAGGAAGGGAAAGGAGAAUGUUGGCCGCUUUGAGACUCCUUUGGUUAGUGAUAAAGCGGGAUAUCAAAUCCAAACUCUUCUUCUUCUACUUUACCCUCUCCUCUUUGUUACUCUCUCCUCCAGACUCUCUGAGACCACUUCCAGUGGGAAGGGUGGUGAAGCUGAAACCCAGAGCCUUCCAUGCCGUUCACUGGCCCUUUCGCGCAGCCAGGAGCCCAUAUACAUGGAGGACCUGAGCGUGAGUCUCUUUUCCUCCCAGGGAACCCCUGCACCCUUGCUGCCGAGAGCACAAGAGCGAGCAUGCCGGCUGCACACAGCCUGCUCUCUGCUGUCUUUCCAGGAGUGUUGGGAGGCAGCUCCAUCUUCUCAAUUUCUUCCGUUCUCCUUUGAUAGGGCUCUCGCUCCUCUUUGGAGACAGCCUCUUUCCGCAGUGUGGACUCAGCCCGCCCGGUGAGCCAAGUGGACAGGCAUAUACAGCUGGUGGUUCAUGGAGUUGCACCGGCAGGUAAGUUGCACAUUCAUUCAAUGUAAAGUCAGAGACGGGAGGCUUAUUGAGAUCUUGCUGCUGCUAUCAAGCUACUUGUCCCCCGAGGUGUUUAAAGACCAAACGUUAGAUUUAGUAACUCUGUCUCUUUUAAGGUGUGCUUUCCCAACCUGGUGCCUCCCAAAUGUUGUGUCGUUGGACUACGAUUUCUACCAUCUACUUUGCUGGCUGGGGCUGAUGGGAUUAUAGUCAAAAACAUCUGGAGGGCACCCGGUUGGGAAAGCCCACCUUAACAGGAUUUUAAAAAUAUAUGUUGCAUUGUAGCCCUUUCUGCAACAACAAAGGGAAAUGCAGCCUUUUGCUCCCUUCCCAUUCUUUAGUUCAUCAGCUCUCCAGAAUCUUGUGUUAAUGUUUUGUUUCCUCUGUAAUUUAAUAACAAGCCAUUGACAUUCUUUUCCCUUGUGGUUUUGCUGCUUCUGGCUUUUCCUUCAGACAGCCGUCAGUGGGAAAGCCUGGCUGCUCUCUUGUGACAUAGUUUACUGUGCAGCACACACAGAUCAUUGAUCUGGAACACAACUAAUGUAGCAGUUGCAAAAAGAAAUGGCAGGUGGAAACCUGCAAAGGCACAUAGGUAGCUUCCUUUUUUUCAUAUACCGUCCCAGACUUUGGUCCCUCUAUUGUCUACACUGACUGGCAGCAGAUUUCCAGGGUUUCAGACAGGGGUAUUUCCUAGCCCUACCUGGAGAUGCCAGGUUUGAACAUGGGACCUUCUGCAUGCAAAGCCGUUGCUCUGCCACUAAAGCUGCAGUUGUAGGAGGGAGUGGAUAGGUGCUAAGGUAACCCUCAGGAACAGUAGCCAGACUGCGUGGGCUGUUGAAAAAUGGAGCAUGCUGGGUUUGGUGUCGGGUGGCUCAAGCGUAAGAGAGCUCAGCAUCUUGUAUGAGACAAAGGCUACAUCCUGCAACUCUUCUGCUCCUAUAGGACCUGAGAUCACAGAUGAGCUAGUGAAGGUUCUACGCAGGCGCCUAGAUGAAGCCACCCUGGACAUCAUCACAGUCAUGCUCGUGCGGAACUGCAAGCUCACCCCUGCUGAUGUGGAGGUAAAGGCCGUGCUUCAAAUAGGACAAGACCACCUUUUAUUUCUUGGCUAAAUCUCCAGGCCUCUGGGUUGGAUGUGCUCAGGCUGUAUCAGACCAUUGACAAGUCCUUCUCUGUGCAGUUCAUACAGCCUCCAGGAAGCCCUCCUACCGAAGUGCUGCAGUUCACUCUGCCCCCCUCAUGCCUGCCCUGGCUCCCGGCCAUAGCCUGCUACCUGCGCCAGAACCUGCUGAUCUUCCUGCAUACACCCAAGUACACAGACAGCAACAUUGAGAACCAUUUCAAGGUAAAAGGAUGGGUGCCUGUGCCUGGCCUGGUGCUGCCUAUUCAGGGGGUGACUUCAGUGUUCGUCUCUUGUAGAGGACUACGGGAAUAUGGGCAAAGGGCAAAGGCGUGACGAGCAUCCCAGGGGUAACAAGGCUAGGCAUGGAGGUGUAAACAGAUCAUAGCAUGCUGGGUUCUGGAACAGAAUGAGAGGCACAAACAAGGAUGAGAAUUUCCGGCAGCCUCAAACAUCUCUACCCCUAGCUUGAUCUCAGUCGCUGAGGACCAGUCAUACAGGGACUGUUUUUAUGGUUAUGUGUGAUCUACUGCUAUGUAUCCUUCAAUGGACUGGAAAAAACCCCAAUGUCUAUGACAGUGUUCUAUGCUGGGAAAUUCUCUGCCAUAAGAGUAGUAUAUCAUUUACUGAGAUUAAGAGCCUACACGAUGUAUCCCACACUUUUGGUCCUCAGGACCUCAAAGGCAGCUCUCCAUGUUGAUGAAAAUGCAGCUCCCGGAAAUAGUCUGAUUUAACUAUUCUUGCUUUCCUUUUCAGCACUAUUUCCACCAGAGUAGCAGCAGUAGCCAUGACCUGGAUCUCUAUCUGUACAACAAGCCUGGAGGCCAGGGCACUGGUGGCAAAGGUAAUAAGUGUCUCUGUCGUACCCCCUAAUUCUAUAGAAGAAAAUGGUCCUAUGCACCCUCUCUGAAUCUACUGUUGCUUAAUCCAUGUGAGUCAGCUGACUAAGACCCCCGGCUUCCGUUUUGUCUACUGCUGUGCCAGCCAGUAGUAGGGUAGAGAGGAGUUCAUAAAUUAGUGAGCUCCACUCCCCAAAGGCCUUAUGAGUUGUGCAGUCAUGGUGGCUCCUGCUCAUUGGAGCUCAUUAAACAUCUACUGGGGGGCUAAAAAUGAACUGACUUUUAGGUGAGAGCACAGUAAUGAGCUCUAGGCAGACGUCAAGUGGGGAGUCAUAUGGUACUGUGGGCGUCAGUUGGCAGCCUAUGGACUGUUGGGAGCUCCCAGUGGUGGGAUACUGUUAGUUUGUGUGUCUGUGUGUCUGCAUUGUGCCAUACACUUGCCUCAUAUCCCACCUGCACUGUGGUCUGGUUGUGUGGGUAACGCAUCACCUCAAAGUGUGUCUGAACAUUCUUCUGUCAUGUAGGUUCCAUGCUGGAUCUUGUGCAGCACCUGUUUCCACCUUCCCAGUUUCAAGGUAGUUUCUGUAGAUUCCAGUGGUCCGCUGUACUUUUUCCAGCGCUGCUCCCAUCCUCAUUUUGACCUUGUGCCUGCUGUUGUUCUGGCUUCUGCUCUGAUGCCUCCUGUAUCACCCACUUUCUCCCUUCUGUGUAGCCACCCACAUCUUUCCCAUUGGGUAGUUUCCUAACCCAUAUACUUUGGCCACGAGAAGACCCCCCCCCCACUGGAGAUGAGACUCAGGUUAAAGAAAUCACACUGACUCCAGAUAGAAAUGGCUAGAAAUGGCUGCAAAUUUGCUAUUUGCUUUCAGACAGAGAGAGAGAGAGAGAGAGAGAAUUUCACUUCUGUCAUAGCCUCCUUAGUUGUGGGAGUGAAAGGUCUUGCGGGUUUCAGAAAAGAUGGAUACAUUUAUGGAGCAUUAUUUGUUGUGGCGCCUCAUUUUGUACCAUGGGAUUAGUAAAAGAUUUUUCUCUUGCAUAAACUUGGAGCUGGGAGAAGAGCUUAGUGAGGCUGUGAUGUUGCAGCUGGUGACAUCAGCUGAUGGAUAGAUUGAGAUUACCGACCUGGUGUGCAUUUGGGGAUGCAAAGUAAACACCCUUAUAAUUGGUCUGAGUAAUCUUCAUACAGGGGACCAGGCAGAACAUUUUACCUGUGCCAUAUUUACCCAGGGUACUAGAAGUGGAAGUUGCUUCAUUCAGUAGCAUGUGAACUGGCUCACUUGGUCCCUUGUGUCUUUGUUAGCAAGCUUUCUAGUUGCAGGCUAUGUCUGUUCUGUAGUUAUUUAGGUAGCUGAAUGUAAGAAACUACCUGGUCUUGGGAUUAUAUGAUUGGCAGCGAGACAAUUAAUGCCGCUCGCCCUUCCUUCUUUCCCUCUGUUCUCAUCUGGCUGCCAAGUUCAUUGAGAGCAGGGAGAAUUACAUCUGUGGGGACAAUUGCCGUAAGCCUGGAGUAGACUUCCCUUCCCGGCAGGCACUGCUGCAAGCAUUCCUUUUCCUUCCAUGUGACCCCCUUGCAAAGCUGACAGGAGACAGGGUGCAUGCUGGGAGCCUCCUUGAAGAUAGGGACCUAUGGGUGCUAUCUUCUGAUUGAAAUGAUAUGGUAUACAGUGCCUUUGCCAAUGUCAUGCCCACCUUCUGCUUAGUGGGAGACUCUCUACUUCUGCCUGUGACUUGUUAGUUUUCCAUUUAGAAGCCUACAGUGCUGAUGUCCAGGUCCUGAGCCCUUAAAUCCUUGCAUAUCCUUCUGCAUGUUGUCAUGAAAAUGUCAGUAAGACAGUGUGUGAUUCCUAGUGCAACCACCUUGCCUUUCCCUUUCUCCUCCCCUGGGCAUUAAUCAGUGUGGCACAUGAGCAGUCAGAAGGAAGGUUAGAAGAGCCCAAACGGUGCCCCCUCAUUUUUUCCAUGGAACUUCCACCUCCCACUUUUCUGAGGGACUCCUGGCAUGAUCACACUGCACAGCAGUGCAAGCUGGAGUGCAGUGCAGUGCAGGGGCUGAGCUGUUUGCUGCACCAGGAAAUGAUGCCCAGAGAGAUGUGAUCUGUCUCCUGUCCCGUCCUUGGUGCUUUUGCUGGUUGGGCUUUGCUGAACCUGUGAUGAAUGCAUCCUUUCCUUCAGAUGACAGCUUGCAACCCACAUCCCCAGCAAAUGCAGGCCUCUUCCCUAUCUCCGUGAUUGUGGUGUCUUCCUUGGCUACAUGUCUUCCACCCCGACCCCUCCUUCCCACCUGUGACUUGUUUCCACGUUACUUUUUUUUUUAAAUCACCCUGAGUUGCAUUCCAAAGGAUGGCUGUGUGUCUGUAACAAGUUCCCUAAGGCUGUGGUCUCCUAGGAGCUCUAUGCUAGUGGAGGGCUGGGCCUCUGGGACUCAAGCGGCCCUUUGACUUUCCCCCUGCAGGCAUUGCAUGCAUUGCCCUAUCCUUUGUGGACGACCGUGGAAAUCCCAUCUCAUUGACUCGCUGGGUGAGACCACCCACCGCAUUGCUGAGCACAUCCUUUCUCCAGGAGGCAGAUUUCGAGAGCUUGACAGCUGUCACUAAGCACCAGGCUGAGCCUGGCACAUCACAGCCAGGUGAGAAGGCAGGGCUUCUGUCUGCUCUCUAGGAACGGUGGCAUCAGAUGGGCAAAGUAAUUGGGCUUGAGUUGGCUUGCCUAGAAGCCUAGGGAGCCUGGUUGGUAAGAGGCCAGCAUUGCCGUUGCCUUUUCCAAGGUACAUCCUCUUGACGCUGGCUUUUCCUCCAAAGCACUCUGUCCUCUGGUGCGCCUGGACAUUUGGGAGAAGGGCAACAUCAGCCUGCUGCAGCUCUCCGAAAGGCUGCGCAGUGCUCUGCGCCAUGCCCUCUGCGACGCCCUCAUGGAGUUCCGUGUGCUGCCCAACCCACUGUGUGUCAAUCCAUCUGCUGAGCCAGAGUUUCCAGGGAGUGUUGGAAGCCUGCGGCGGACGAUGUCAGAAACAAAAGGGUUGACGCCGCCUGGCAGACGCCGAGGAGCGUGUCCACCUGCCCCACAUUUCACUGUGCCCACUGCAGCUGCUGGUGAGCCCGUCACACCCACCAACAAGUUGGGGAGACGAAGCUUCUGGGACAUGCGGGUAAGGACUCUGUCCAGGGAAGAUGGCGGUGGGAUAUGUAUGCUCUGGGGGUGGUGAGAAAGAGAGAGCCCAGAACCAAGAGCUCUGGAUUCAAGAACUGUUACAGCAAAGUGCCAACCUGCACUAACUUACAACCACCAAGUGAAACACAGUUCGCCAGCCAUGGAUUGUGGUCUGUCAGAUGCUUGGCAAUAUGUCUGUUUUUUGUCGUGCCAGGCGAGCUUGUUAGAUCAUAUAUGGCUUUGCUCUGGCAUAGUAGCUAAGAAUAUGAUCUGCUCUGCCAUGAGGUCCAUGAAGGAGCUUCAGGCAAGCCCCUCUGGUCUCACAGUGCAACCCUGUGCCUGUUUAAGCAAAUUUCACUGUGUUUGUUGUGACUUACUCCCUAGUAAACAUGUUACAGAUGAUAGCCACAGUCUCCACCCACUGCAAUUCAUGUAUUAGGAUGCCUAGCCGUCUUGGGGCUGAGGGCCACUUUGACCCAGAAUCAAACCUCAGGGGGGUUAUUGCGAAAAUAAAGUGCUAUAUAUAAAUACUGAGUUGUGCAAUACAGCUUGUGCAAUACAGAUCCUUGCUGGCCUGAAACCGUCUGUGCCAGAGAAAUGGGAAAUAGGCCCCAUGCAUUUCUUUCUCUGUCUCUUCACGGCCUUGUUUUUCCCCCCAGAGCAAACCAGAGGCGGUAGAGCAAGGGAGCCCCAAGACCACGGAUGACAUAGUGCUGGAGCGGCCCGAAGAGAGCCGAACCCGCCGCCGCCACAAGACCGAGAGUGUGAAACAGCCCUCGAGCCACGAACGUGUUGCGGCAGCUUCUGAGCAGGGGCAGGCCCAGAGGCAAGCGUCCUGGCAGUCUUUCCCCACCCUCUUAAUCCAGUGGGACCUUGUGGGAGGGGGAAAUGCCUCAGUCCAAAACCCAGCCUUUAAUCUAUGAACUGGAUUGUGUGUGCUUCUGCACACACAGAAAAACUCCUUCCCACACCCCCAAGACUGGCCCUCCCUGCAUACUGCGAGGACAGCGCUGGUGCGGCUGAGUACGGAUUGUGCAGGAUUAUGGCUGCUGGCUUCUGGGCACUGUAACCUUUCACACACUUCAGGGGCCUGGCCCAGGGUCCUCGUUCUUUCCCUUUGAUUUUAACCUUGGCAGUGGAUCUCCUCUUUGCAGACGCCGCGCCUGCCAGCUAGAGGAGGGGGAUGUCGGAGUCCUGCACCCAAUUUUCAGCCAGACCUGCCAGUCCUGGAUGGCAUUCAUGAACCGCCUGGGUAUGUACUUAGUCUGUGCCCUAAUCCUUCAGUGCCUCAGCUAGUCCUGCCUUCACUCAGCAUGGAGAGAUUCUACCUUCAAUUUUGUUUUCCUGAAGAAUAUGAGAUCCCAAGCUUCUUAGAAAGGAAGCAGAGCCCCAUGGGCGAUACCCAACUAAGACAUACGUAGUGGAGUUAGGCCCAUUAGAUUGAAUGGCGGUACACUAAGUAACUUAAGUCCAUUGAUUAAAUGGAUCUAUUCUGAGGAUGACUAGCAUUAGGUAUCGACCCAUGUCUAACCGCUGUCUUGGGGAGAAAAGCUUGCAAACAUGAGGUUAAUUGGUUAAGGCUCAGAAACCAGAUUAAGAGCAAAUAGGUGUGGCUUUGGCUUGUGUACCCUGUUGAGCAUAUGCACCUUUCUUAUUGACCACAUGCUUCCCUGUCUCUCUGCUUAUACUGUUCCGAGCACGGAAUUCGGGGCUUUUUGACCUAGAACAUGGAAAGGUUCAUGCAAGCUCUGGGUACAGGUCCCUCUUUCCAAUAGAUGCAGGAAUGAAUGCAGGUGCAGUGAGUGCUGAUUGGUUUGCCUCCAUUCCCCUUUGUUGGAUAUUUUGACUCAGGACAGCAACCACCAGGCUGAUGGUGCCACAAAAUGGCCCAAUUUAUUUAUUUUUAAUGCUUUGGUGCAGCAAAGCCAGUGACCCACUUUGUAUUUCCCUCUGCAGGGUGUCCCUCAGUGCAGCAAUGUGCCACGGAAAGUGUGUCUCGCUUCCUGCUCCCCUCCAUCAUGCUUGAGGUAGUGAACCUAGUCACUACUUUGGCAAAUGACACCACUGUCAAAGUGUUUGAAAAAGUCAGGUAGGUGCUGAGGCUGUGCUCCCUUGAAGAGUAGCUUGCUAGAUCAGUUGAGAGGCAGCCACUGGAAAUGGCCUGGGGGGCUUCCUUAGCAGGGUGGGAAUGUUACGUGUGGGAGAGGGGACUGGGUCUAUAGGACGGGUGUUCUUGUGCCUUGACUUAGCUGCUUGUCCCCUGCUGCAGUGGUCCCCAAGGGGCGUCCUUUGUGCCACAUUCCCUGACACCAAGCACCAGCACUCGGCCAGCUGUCAUUCGACACUUCGCCCUGCUUGGACGCAGCUUCCACCAGUGGCACUGCAGCACAGAGCAAGGUGAGUUGAGAGUGGGGAGCCAGAAAGGGGCAGCAGGUUUUUUUAAUAUCUCUGCGUAUAGGCAGGAAUCUCGCAAACUGAACUCAGCUUUGUGGUGGUGUCUUGUCUCAUUCAGCCACCAAGGGAUUACAGCGUUUUGAGGCCACCGAGCUUGGGUCUGCAGAGAAAAGUUGUGAUGUAGCUCCCCGGCAAAGAUUUCUUUUCAUGGAGAUCAUUGACAAAAAGGUGGGUAUCGGCUGAGUUAGUGAUGCAGCCACUGCAAAACCUCUGGGCUCAGUUAGAACUUGGGAGUCAUCCAAAAAUGGAAAGAAGCAGAAGUCCCAGCAAAGGAAGAAUACUUUUGGAAUAUGCAAAAAUGGCAAAACUUACUGGAAGGAUAAGAAAUCAAGAUAACAAACUUUUUAUAAGAGAAUGGAAAUGGUUUAUUGAAUAUUUACAGAUAAAUUGUAAACAGAUAAGAACAUUGGCAGGAUUAUUGUAAUAACCUGCAGUUUCGUAAGAGUAUAUAUUUAAAGUAGAUGAAUAAAUGAGCAAAUUAAGUUAAUUUGGAUAUGCAGAAGAUAUUAAAAAUACAUUUAAGGAAUCGCAGGAAGAGGAGAAAGGAAAUCAAGUUUUGAAAUGUCAAAAUGAUUGUAAAAUCAGUCAAAUGUAUAAACUUGAAAAGUGUAGUAAUAAUAAUAAUAAUAAUAGAGCUUGAGAGCCGUCCCAGUCUGGAUCAGCAGCCUGAGUCUGGUCUUGCAUUGCUUCCCUUUCCCCCUCCAGCUGGUGCUGCAUACCUACAACUGGUCGGUGGACCAGGGCAGUGCCCUGAGUAGCUCCCUCACCCGCUUGCUGCAGUGGCAGAAUGCCCGCGCCCAUGUGGUACACUGCCUGAUCAGCCAGAAGCUUGGGCUCUUCCAUCACUACUGCUACAUGGACACCCCGUGGCAUGAGGACAGCAAACAGGUACGCCCUGCUUUGUGCAUUCCUGUGUGCAGGGCGCUCUGUCCACGACUGGCUCUCAUUGAUUAUCUCUAUCCAGGAGCAAAAUCCCUUCCUGAACUCAACACUGGAUGUGGAUCUCCUGAUCCGGAGCCCUAGCGUCCCCGCAGGCAGGGAGCCCGGUCGCCUCGGCAGCUCUGCCCGCAUCCUGCAGCCUCUGCACUUCCCUCCGGAUAUGGUGCCCUUCGACGAGGCCCUCCGAGACGUCUCGGUCAACCAGCCUACCCUUCAUAGCCCAGAGAUGGCCACGCUUGAUCGUGUGGCCCAGCACGGAGCUCAGUUUCUGGAGAUCAAGAGCAUGGAGCGGAAAGGUAAGUGGGAGGACAGGGACAAAGGACUGCACUCCCUGCAGCUGUAUCCUAAAGGGCUGUUACAGCUCUUAGGACCUUUGCACAAGUCUUUGCCCAUGAGGGGUUUACCAGGGCAGCCAAAAGCAAGGCAGUGGCAAGCUGUAAGAGCGAACGGGGUGGAAAGGAAUGGCUUAGAGUAGAGUCAUUCUCUGUCUGCCUGCUGUGCAUAUGUGAGCUGAUGUGAAACAGUGAGGUGGCUUGAGUUGUCUACAGGGAAAGCUUGCCAGAAAACGAGGUCUUGUUUGAGGAAGGGCCCUGGGGCUCUGGUCCUGCUCUCCUCAGCCUUUGCUCCUGUUCCACAGAGCUGGAGAAACAGAUGAAAAUUGAGAAUCUCUUUGUGACGUGGCAACAGCGGUCUGCACAGUCCAACAUGCCCAUCACUGUGAGUUGUGGUUUUUCAAGGGGGUGGGAAAGCGGCUGGGAUGUGGGCAGCACUUAGGUGCCAGGGCCUUGACGCUGCUUCCCAAAUAUUGGGGUGGGGUGGGGCUUGUUCUUGGGAAACAGUGAGGGGGAAGGUGGCAUGGGAUGGGGUGUUCUUCCCCAGGAAAAGGCAACAUCAUAUGAAGCUACAGGACCUAGAAGGUAUUGUGCCUCAACACCCGCCUUUCAAGAAAGCAGAACCCAAGACACUGUUAAUGCUUCGCACAUGGAAGCCAUCUGCACAAUUCCUCCUCCCACCUUCAGCAGCUGAUCCGAGGUUAUGGGAUGUUGGGUGGGGUUGCAUGUUGGGGAGGACACAGCAGGAGCACACAAGUGCCACUGCUUCCAGUGGAAAUUGUACCUGCCCUGAGAAAGUCUGUUUGUGCACUGCGCUACUUCGUUCUUGGCUAUGUUCAGGGAAGGUCAGGUGGAAUGACAUGAAGGCCAUUCCCCUCUAUGAUCGCUCUGGUCUUUCAUUAUUGCCGACAGAUGAGAAUAUGUACCAUGUAAGCAGCUGUUUUGUAGUGUAAAUUGAGAAGGUGACGUAAGGUGCCUCAGACGCUAUCCUUACCAUCAUGCUCAUGGGAUGUUGUGAUCUAGACUGAGGUAGGUAAGAGAUGUCAUCUUGCAUAAUAAGCUGACGUGAGCAUGUGAGUGUCGAAUCUCACAAGGAUAGAGAAAUGAAACUGGGCUGUGCGUGCUUCUCUUAGCAGCCUCUCUUAAUGGGGAUGAGGUGGGUCUUUGUUUUAAUAAGUGAAUGCAUUGCUUCAUAUGGAACUUCAAAGGAAACAUUAGGCUUAGGGCAUGUCUGCAAGCGGGAUUAGAGCACAAGAGCCUUCUCUUGUGGCUUCUAGCAACUGGCAUUCGGAAGCAUCGCUGCCUCCAGCUGUGAAGGAAGAGCAGAGCCAUCAUGGCUCUUAGUCAUUGACAGCCCCCCACCCCACCCCCCAAUGCUUUCAGAAAUGAAGAAAUGGGCACAUCAUCUAAAUACCACAAGAUCGGAGCUGUGUUGUCAAGCUGCCAAUGCCAUGCUUGCAUAUGUUUUCUAUGGGCAGGAGCAAAAUCCUUGGGAACUGAGCUCAUGAUCACUGUGUAACUCUACCAGCUCCACUUUUUAAUCUCCCAAAGUUUUUACGUGGCCAGGGUUGACACUUUGGGGCCAUAUGGAAUGGGCCUGGAGACCUGUCGUAGUAGUUAACCUCCUGUGUCUGUGUCUGUGUCUGUGCAGCUUGCAGAUCUGGAAACGCUGAAGCAGUCCUCCCGCCUGGUCCAUUAUUGUGCCACGCCGCUGCUCUUUGAUCCCACCUUCCGGCAACAGAUUCAGGCUGACCAGCAGAACAAGCCGGAGGGGAAGGUGAAGUGGGGGGUGGGGAGAGGGGAGAGAGUCCUUCAUAAUGCUGUCAUUCCUCCCUCCUAUAUUUCUUUUAUCCCCGGCUAUACCAGGAAGAGGCAGCUGAGGAGACACUUACAGGAGGCCUUUCCCAUGGCUUAGAAGGAGGUUGGCAGAACCUAGGUGAUGGAGUUGAGAGUCUCCUAGCCUUUGGGGGCUAGAAGUGGGGCAGGACCCUACUCUCUAUGUAUCCCCAAGUUUUAUCAAAGCUGAUUUCUGGGGAUGGGUUUGAUUAUUUAUUAUUAAAUUUGUACACCGCCCUGUACAAAUGCUCUGCGGCAGUUCCCAACAUGAAACCACAAUAUUGAAAAACACAAAAUCCAUAAUAAAAAUAAGAACAGAAGCAAACCAAUAAUCUCCCCCUUCCACAGCUCCUUUUUAAAGGCAUUGGAUGAAAACUGCAAGCGCAAAUAUGACUCUAAGGCAGGAGUGGCUAAUCUUUUUUUUCACCUGAGCUACAUGCACUCUGCCCAACCCUCCUGAGACCUCAAAGGUUCCCCACACACAUGCGCAUCAUCUGAGAAGUGGGGUAUAGGCCCUCCCUGCCCAUUAUUGAUCUGAUGACUGGAUUUGGGAGAGGGGGGAGGACUUUUGCCUCGCUGCAAAAUUCAGUGGGGUCUUGGGGAUAGGAUAGAAAAAUGUGCUUGGAAGGCCAUGCCACCUCCUGAAUAGGCAGUUAGCCACCCUUCCUCUAAGGCACUUUUUCUCUUGCCUACUCAGAGGAAAAAUGCCAAUUCUCCCAUUACUCCUUUGCCAUUCAGAAGCGACACCGCUCAAAUGACUCCACGGCAUCUGGUAGGGACCGCAGCCACAGCUGUGACUCCGCAGAGGGGCUGCCAUGUCGGACCAAGGAUGAGGCCUGGCUGCUGGAGCUGUGCCACACUUUCCUGCAGCAGUACAUCCAGUACCUGCAGAGCAUGGGCUUCAUUGUGGUGCAGGUGCGCCCGCCGUCCCCCACCCGCAGGUCAGUGGGGAUUGUUGGAAGGGCACAAGUGGUAGUAGUAAAUAUAUGGAUCCACCUAUUGUGGCAACUGUAAUUCAUCCUAAACAGUUUUUGUUAUUGUACCUUCAGGUGACUGUAACUCCGACACUUUACGGCAGGGGUCGGCAAAGUUUUUGUGGCUUGGGCUGGUUCCCGGUCCUGUAGACGCUGCAGUGGGCCGGAGUGCGCACGCAUGUGCGAACACUAUUUCCGGCGCGGAGGAGGCGUGCGCAGCUUCCCAUUGGCUGCAGGAGCUUCCUGCAGCCAAUGGGAAGCCAGCCAACGUCGUGGAAGGCGGUCCCCACUCUGCUCCACACCGGUUUAGCGCUGCGUACAGGAGCUGACCGAGUGGGCGGCAGGUGUCCCCGAGCGGGUGGUGGUGAUCCAUGGGCCGCAGGUUGCUGACCCCUGCCUUAUGUUGAAGGGUGGGUAAGACAUCAGGUUAAGAAUAAUGAUGGCAAUGCUGCUUUGGGCAGCAACAAGUUUAUGGAAGACAUGCUUGCGUAGAGGGAGGGAGAAUCAGCAGGAGCUCCAUGGGAAGUGUGUCGUAGAAGAAAUGUGUUCACUCGCAGAUCCCAGUCUGUUUCUAACCCCCAGCACACCCUUGUAGAUCUUUAAUCUUCCCCCUCCCUGUCUCUCUUCUGCUCUUCAGCAGCACCAGCAGGAUCCGAGCUCUGGCAGCAAUGGGCAUUGAGGGCCGGGCCUCUUUCUCAUACACCAGGCCAAAGGCGGAGGGGAGCCCAAAGGUGAGCAGCCUGGCUUUUUGAGUUGGGGGGACUGGGGGGACCUUCUGGCAGGGAGAGAGGGCUUGGCCAUUGGAGAGAGGGGUGGAGCAUGUUCCCUAGGCAUCAACAAAGGGUCCCGGAGCUUGUUCCAGCGCAAAUGCUUCUUUUCCAGAGCGCCAGCCCUCCUGUCACCACGUACCACUUGCAGAGAGCUCUGCCUGGGGGAAUCGUGCUCAUGGAGCUAGCUUUCCAGGUGAGUGGAAACAGGUUUUCCUUCCGUGCUAAGCACAACAGGCCAGACCAGUUUGUUUAAGGGGAAGGGGCCAUCGCAAGUGCUCAUAGGCCAGUUGGGUGAGGUGGGUCUAAGUUGAAGGUAUGGCUAACCACUCAACUGACACACACACUCAAUGGGCAUUGGGGGAGGGAUACAGGUUGAGACAGCCUAUACUGAAUGAAAGCAGGAAUACCACCUCUAAACAGUUUUUAAAGCAGUAGUUAACAUUGUAGAUGCCGGUGUGUAGUUGUUAGGGGCAGAUAAAAGCCAAUAUCUCAUCCGGUGCCGUUCUCCUUAGGGCUGCUAUUUCUGUGUGAAGCAGUACGCACUGGAGUGCUCACGAAUCCCCAUGGGGCAGACUGUCAACUCACAGGUAAUAUUGCUAUGUUCACUCUCUUGCCCUGGAGGUCAGAACUGGAUGGCUAUAGAAAAUAAUGAAAUACACAUGCAUGGAAUCCCUUGAGAAGGAGGUGUAGGAGUUGAGCUUGAGGACUCAAUAAGGCCACAUUUUCCCUUGGCUGUGGCUUGGUAAUCUUCCCCAUUGUGUUCGCUUGCUUAUGCUGUGCCUCAGCAGAGACAAACAAUGAUUGCCACUAUCCUUUUGUGCUGCACUGAGCUUUAAGCUUCCUUCAGGACUUGGGCGUUGCCCCCAGGAUCUCUGAGUAACAGAAGGCAUGCCUUCUCCUGAAGAUCUAGACAUGCUUGACCCAGGCAAGAGAGGCUUCCCCUACUCUUGAAUAUAUGUGAGGAUUAGAAGUGCCAGCCUGUACCCUUCCUGCAAGGUAGGACUGGCAACCUUUUGAGCAGUGGUUCUGCAGCAGGCAUAGCUUUGGUUUCUGAAAUGGAGAGCAUCUUGGUUCCUGCUUGCAUGCUGCUCAACAACCCUUCUCAGGUUCGUAGCUACAAACAGCCUCUGUUAUCUCACUAGGUGGAGCUGACGCCAGAAUAUGAGAGGAUACGCUCCCAUUUUGUCUGGGUUUGUUUUGUGUUUGGUCAUGCCUAUUCCUGGUUUAGCUGGGUCUCUUACUGUAUUAUGGGGUGUCAGUCCAUGGCACUGGGCACUGUGAGAGGUUGGGGGAAGAAAGCUGGUCCUACAGAGUUCCAUUCCUUCCUUCAAAUGCAGAAAAUAUCUUGCCAUCUCCUCACUCUGUCUGGGGUUUGGAGACACCCACUGACACCCUGAAUUCCAGUGACACCGGACACAUUCUAGAAGCAGCAGCGAGUUGCCUGAGCAGCUCUAUAAUCUAGCCUGAGCAGAUUAUAGUAUAUGAACUGCCUGCACUAAUGUUAGCAACAAUUGUGUACUGUAACAUUUAAAGAGAUCUUGACACAUGCAGCCACUACCUGAGCUGUGGAAGUCUGGCAUGUAGAUGCUGUAAGUGUAGAUGCCAGCACAGAGGCUAAGGAUAUCUGCUACAUGGGGUACAGUCAAUAAUAAUAAUAAUAAUAAUAAUAAUAAUUUAUUAUUUAUACCCCGCCCAUUUGGCUGAGUUUCCCCAGCCACUCUGGGCGGCUCCCAAUCAAGUGUUAAAAACAAUACAGCAUUAAAUAUUAAAAACUUCCCUAACCAGGGCUGCCUUCAGAUGUCUUUAAAAGAUAGGAUAGCUGCUUAUUUCCUUCACAUCUGAAGGGAGGGUGUUCCACAGGGUGGGCGCCACUACCAAGAAGGCCCUCUGUCUGGUUCCCUGUAACCUCACUUCUCACAAUGAGGGAACCGCCAGAAGGCCCUCAGCGCUGGAUCUCAGUGUCCAGGUUGAACGAUGGGGGUGGAGACGCUCCUUCAGGUAUACAGGACUGAGGCCGUUUAGGGCUUUAAAGGUCAGCACCAACACUUUGAAUUGUGCUCGGAAACGUACUGGGAGCCAAUGCAGAUCUCUCAGGACCGGUGUUAUGUGGUCCCGGCGGCCGCUCCCAGUCACCAGUCUAGCUGCCGCAUUCUGGAUUAGUUGUAGUUUCCGGGUCACCUUCAAAGGUAGCCCCACGUAGAGCGCAUUGCAGUAGUCCAAGUAGUCAAACCUUGGUUGUCGAACAUAAUCCAUUCCGGAAGCCCGUUCAGCUUCCGAACUGUUCGACAACCGAGGUACGGCUUCUGAUUGGUUGCAGGAAGCUGCGUUGGACGUUCGGCUUCUGAAAAAUAUUCAAGACCCGGAACAUUUACUUCUGGGUUUUUGGCGUUCGGGAGCCGAAACAUUCCAAAACCAGAGGCGUUUGGGAGCCAAGGUUUGACUGUACCAAUGUGGGAAAAUGCUUUCUUCAGUGGCUUCCACAUAGAAGCUGCUGUCUUUAAAUCUGCUUUUAGUCAACUGUGAAACAGAAUCCCACAACUUAAACAGCUUAAAUUUGCUACAGCUUCACAGAAGUCUCAACAAAUUAUGUGAACGUUGGAUUACUUGAUUACCUAAUUUUCAUACACCAGGCCAGCCUAUCAGCAGAACUUAACUGCUUAGAGAAACGUGUCAGGUUGCCCUAUGCUGUCUUAACUGCACUGCUAGAGGAGGAGGAGGAGGAAUGGGGCUCGUAGGAUACUGACACAUGGGAGAGGGGAAAGGGUGAACUUUUUGAAGAAUAUUUAAAAGUCACUUUAGCACUGGACAUUUUUUGGUCUAAGCAUUUAGGAGAUGCUGCCUUAGUCUUUACAAACUCAUUCUUCCAGUCUUUGGAAAUGAGCACCUGCUUCUCUUUUUUUUAUAUAAAAAAGAGAAGCUGGAAUUCUGACAAAUCAGAUAGAAAUAUUAGAAUGAAAUGUAAACAAAAAUGCUUGCAAUUGGCAAUCGAAUUGGAACUGUGUAAAAUGCACAUGCCUUGUUUGUAAUUAUGGGAACGUCUCUUGUGCAAACUUCUUAAACAGCUUUUUAAAAAGCAGAUCCUUCAAAAUUUUUCUUCUUGUGCCUCCUUAGGCAUCUGCUCCCAUUUAUAUGUUUUCCUCCUGAAUUAAACCAAGCCAGCACCUCCUAAGUUGCCUCGAAUCCUCACUCACCCACAGAGCACCCUGGGUGUGCACAAUGGGGUGAGCUCCCGAAGCUCUGUCCCACCUCCUGCCAACCUAGCAGUUCGAAAGCACACCAGUGCAAGUAGAUAAAUAGGGACCGCUGCAGUGGGAGGGUAAACAGCGUUUCCAUGCGCUCUGGCACUCAUCACGGUGUCCUGUUCCGCCAGAAGCACUUUAGUCACGCUGGCCACAUGACCCGGAAAGCUGUCUGUGGACAAACACUGGCUCCCUUGGCCUGAAAGCGAGAUGAGCACCAGAGCCCAAAGUCGCCUUUGACUGGACUUAACUGUCCAAGGGUCCUUUACCUUUACCCGUCUAAGCCUUAAAUAUACUACUUUAAAGAAGGGCCAGACAACUUAUUUAUUUGAUGGCAAGAUCCACUGUGAUGGCUUAAAGUUAUCCUAAUUGUAUCUCAGACGCAUGAUUCUGUACUCAGAAACCUCCAAUGGCGGAGAUGGGUGUUUUAUUUUCCACUCUUCUGUGGAAAUUGUGGUACGGCCUUUGCCUCCACCUCCCACAGCCACAAAAUUCCUCCACUUCCACAUAUGUUGAGUAGAACUUCAGGGGUGGUAGCACCUCACACAUGGCCCUGCAUGGCCCUCCUGAGACAGGAACUACAGGAGCCAGUCCUACUACAUGCUGCUGCACCCCAAUUUUCCUGUAGUGGGGGAGGGUUGAUUCUCCUGCUCACUGCAAUAGGGAAGGCUGUGCAAAUCAGACUUGCCACUGCUAUCCUCUAUGGUAGAGAACCUCCUUGCAGUUCCAGACCUCCCUAACUCCAAGAGGUAAAGGACCUUGGCAGAGCUCUGCCAGACUUUUUAGUUUGCCUAUUUCUAUCCUUUCUCUACUUUUUUUGCCCUUUAGGAGUGUUAAGAGUAGAAAGUUUUUUGUUUCUUUUUUUUUGUAAGAAAAAGGUUGCUGAGACAAUUUAAACUGAUCACAGAGACACUGCAGCUUUGAUGUUUCUCAUCCGGGCAGGGGAGAUCACCCUUGUGUUACUGAUGGAAUCUUUGGUGGAUCCCUUUGAAAGGACCUUCAGCAGAAGCAAAUGGAGGACCCACAUGGAAACCACAGUCCCCAUGAGCCACUGCUGUAUUAUUGUGCCCAUUUUACCUGCAUCUGAGAUUGGCACAGUAGGCAAUUUAGUAACCAGGCAAGGUCCUCCUCCAGCUAGCUCUCCUGCAGGUUGAAGCGAAAGGGCAAAAGGGCUAGCGUAGGUAAAAGGGCACCCAGGGUUCAGUGGCUAGCGACAGGGGCACUCUGGUGUUUUCUGUAAGGUAUGACCUAGCUGCCUAGAUUGGAUAACAUCAGGCUACUUCCCUCACUGCUUCCUUUUCUCUGUACUUUUCUGAACCCCCUCUAUACAGCACCAUACAAAAUAGUACUUCAUCUUCCUUAGGCAACUGACUUCAGGUCUGAUUUCUCUCUCUCUUCACCUUAGCUUUCUAUGCUCUUCACGGAGGAGUGCGACAAGGUGCGUGAUCUCAUGCAUGUGCACUCGUUCAGUUAUGAUUUCCACCUGCGCAUCGUGCACCAGUACCUACUUGGAUCCCAUAUGGCACUGCGGCAAGGCUAUCACCUCACCAGCUUUCUGGAAGACUUCAUUGCCCAGCACCCUGACAUCCCCAAGUUUGGGCGCAAUCACAUCUUCCAAGGUGAGAACUUCUGGGGGCAUUUGAGGAGAUUUUAGACAGCUAUAGCUCCGCACAGCCAACUGCACCUGUUCUGUGGACCCAGUAGGUGGCUGUCUUCUGAGAAGUCACAAAGGUCCUGUCAUCAUCUUCAUUUCUGUCUUGGGACCUCUUGCUUUGCUUAUAAGCUGUAAACCAGUCAGGUCCUACCAGCAAUGAGCUUUCCAAUCUGACAUAGACAAGUGGGAAGGAGGUUUUACUCUAGUAGAAUAAAAACUCAGUGUUGCUGGCCCUCCUUUAGCACACUUGGCUCCACAUCGCUAAAGUACCUGGUUACAUGAGCACAGAAGUAUGCCAAAAAUUUAAAGGACCUAUAAAACCCUUCCUGUUUUUAACAACAGAAGGGCCUUUUGAACUCUGGAACCCAGUAGCUAAGAACCAGGGAGAAGCCGACUGUGUGGGCUUAAAGAGCCAUUUUAAUAAAACACUGUAAAGCAAGUGGCACUCAAACAAGAAGUUGAAGGGAAACAUUUUAGAAGAUCAUUUUAGAAGAUCAGCAGAAAGGAAAAUAAACCCAAAACAGCGUGCUGACAUAAGUAGCCAACAACUAAAAGUGAUUUAAAGGAACAAAGCAGGCAUUUCCCUUGACUAGCAGAGGCUAAGGUUUGCUGGCAAACAUCUGGAAGAUGUUUGCACUAUCUCUGACAACAGCAUCCAGAAGGAAUGUAAUAACACAAACAGGGACUCAUUUCAGGUUUGUCUUGUGGAGCAGAUAGACCUCUGUCCCCCACACAGACUCCCAGAACCAAGCGAUCCUAUGGCCGUAAGCAAACAUAUGGUAAUCCUUCCGCUUCUCCUACAGGUGCGCUGACCUUGCCUACCAGCUCCAUUACAGCACACCAGCUGUACAACUAUAUAACUGACCACGCCAGCACCUAUCAUAUGAAACCACUGCGCAUGGCCAAACCAGGAACUAGCGCUGAGGGCAAGAAGGGCACUCCCAGCCCUGAGCAAAAUGAGUAUGCUCUAGUCUCCAUCUGGAACAGGCAAGUGAUUUCCAGGCUGCUCUGAUAAGCUCUUGUCUCAGUGCCACUUACGAGCAUUUGUCUGUCAGCCCCACUCCCUAAACUUCAUGUGCCAUGCAUCUUCUUCCACCUUUCGUCAUUCAAAAGGCUGCCAGGUAUCUCACCUUUUACGUCUUUCUGCAGUGAUGAUGAUUAUGAGGAUGCACCUAACAUAGCUAGGCACUCCACAAAGAGUAAAUAAUUCAGGUUCUGCCUAAGGCUUUAUACUGUGUUACCUAGGACUUAACCCACUAGGUCCAGGACUGGUAAAAAUGCACUUUGAAUGAUUGCAAAUGAAUAAUUUGUUUUACGUGAUUUAGGGAAAAAGAUAUUUUUAUUUGCAGAAGUCCAAUAAGGUACUAUCAGUAUUUGAUUUACAAAGGAAGUAUUUAAUUUAAGGUGCCACAAGAAGGCAUUUCAUUUUGUACUCAACUCUUUAGUCCUCCACAACUAACAUCCUUUAUUGUAGAAUAAGCUUUUGUAGGCUAGAGUCUAUUUUUUCAGAUGCAUGGUGGCCUGGAAAUGCAGACCACACUUCUCUGACGCUGUUUAACUCUCUAAAUUUUUUUGGUAAAUUGUACUCUAUUCAUUAUUAUUAUUCCUAGUCACUUACCUAAAUUUUGCUUAUUGCGGAGUCUCGCAUUCAUUCUCAACCAGUCAAAAGCAACCAAGGACAAUCCCGCCAACCAAUUUUUACUGCUGCUGACAGUUGAGGAGAGGAUAUGGAUAAAACGUUUGCCUCUAGAGACAGUGUUUGUGUUUUGCUAACAUAGAAUUUCUGAUUCUUUUUGAGAAACCUCAUGUGAGCAACUUGGCAUUCAAAUUACCGACUAUUGUUUUCCUUCCUUGGAUUGAACCGACUCUUGUCUCUUUGGUGCCACAUUUUUUAACGCCUGCUACCAGAAUCCCAUUCCCACAGGGUGCUUUAUCCUCUUCAAAAGAAAUCCAAUUUUGUCAACUUCUUUUGGAAUACAACACAGCCACACUGGCUCCAGGUAUGGCACAAGCAAGCCUAGCUUUUGCCUACCUGCGUAUUAGGUUCUUGAUUCAAACACCAAACAGUCUCUUCCAGGUGGCGUUAGCUUUUUGAUCUCACACAGGUGGGACAAGGUCCUUGCAUACCCCACAACUUUCCCCAGCUGCCUAGUCCUUGAUAUGGGAUGCCCAUGGAUUUCCUAGAUUUGCUUUUCAGGAUAGAACCUUCUUACCAGCUUAGCUGUGACAUGCUGGUGUUUUAUGCCAGUUGCUCUGAAACUAGACACAGCAGUCCAUUAAAAGGCUUGAGCAUUCAGAGAUGGGGGAAAUGUCAAAUGUGGGGCAUUUUUCACAAAAUACUUGUGUGUACAAACCUUUUCUAGCACUGGGGAGGCUUCAAACACUAGCUUUCUGCAUUACCAGGCUGCUGCAGUUACCAAUAUCUGUUUGCAAAACAGACAUGAUUCUAAUAAAAAAAAAGAAGACACAAAGUUUUUUAUGCUGCUUGGAUGGUAGUAUAAGGUGCAGAUGUCUGUUCUGGGGCAUAUAUUCCUGGACUGAGAAACUUGACACAGAAUGGUCCUUGUAUCAGGCUCAUCUCUUGGCUUUCUGAUGUGUAAUAUAUCCUACAACUCCAAACUCUUUGAUGUAUUCCUAGCGACUGAUUUUUCUCUCCUAAAUUGCUUUGAUUUUAUUUUUGCCUAAACUGUACUAUGUGGCAAUGGGGCUAUGAACCCAAAAGCUGACACGUAUGUCCGACUCUCACUCACAUCAUUCUACAGUGGUGAGUCAAGUCACGGGUGUAACACUGCUGUUCUCCACCCCCACCUCCCUCACUUGUAGGAAACAAUAGGGUCUAUUUUUGGUUCAAUUGAACUACCCGCUGCAGUGCAAGUCCAUUUGGCUGCAGUCCACACUGUGGCCCAAAAGGACUGCAGCUGCUUUCUUGACCGCGUAGAAAACCCCUUGCAUUCUUCCCUUACAGCUCUGGCUCCUAUAAGGAUUCGGAGGGGUUGCGUCACCACGACGACUUCGAUGUCUCCAUGCUUGUGUUCCACAAUGCGGCUCCCUUUGAGGAGCAAAGUGAGUCAGAGCGACAUAUGCUAAGGUAAGAGAUGAACUGGGAAAUUGCAAGUCAGGGGGAAAGCCACUUGUCUGAGCAAUUACAAGGUCGAACAGCCUUGACUGUUCAGACUGUCCACCUUAAAAGGGAGCAGGCUUUGUGAGUCAGAGUCUGCGCAUGUCCUGUUCACAGGAUGUUUAUGUUUUCUGUUGCUUUUGUUUCUCUGUGUCGGAGACACUGACGCAGGCAGUCAUGUCUUUUUUUGUUCUGAUCAACGCUGAAUAAAACUUGUAAAUAAUGCUCUCCUGAGUGCGACUUUUGCUGUGACUAUCUGCUGAUAGAGUGUGCAUGAGCUCUGGAAUGUGGCAAGAUAUUUUCUAGAAACUCAUGUCGCUAAUUGCUGAUACUGCGUGCCUACGGGAGAUCGAUGGAUUGUCCGGCAGAUGGCUUGGGGCCAUGAUGGACUUUGUCUCCCUGGCAGUAUCCCAACACAGACAUGCAGUGUGCCAAAAAAGAAGAAUUGAGCAGCUUAUUGGCAGCUGGGUGAUGUUUAAUAAUAAUAAUAAUAAUAAUGAUAAUAAUAAUAAUAAAUUUUAUUUAUACCCCGCCCUUCCCAGCCAGAGCCAGGCCCAGGGCGGCUAACACCAAUAAAAUCACAGUAAAAACAUAAUAGGGGGCGGGGAACCGAUUUAAAACACAGGUUAAAAUGCAAUUUAAAACGCAGCCUCAUUUUAAAAGUAGCCGAUAAAUCAAGAUCAUAAGGGGAGGGAAACAUAAGGGUCAGACUGAGUCCAAACCAAAGGCCAGGCGGAACAGCUCUGUCUUGCAGGCCCUGCGGAAAGAUGUCAAGUCCCGCAGGGCCCUAGUCUCUUGUGGCAGAGCGUUCCACCAAGUCGGGGCCAGUACUGAAAAGGCCCUGGCCCUAGUUGAGACCAAUCUAACCACCUUGCGACCUGGGACCUCCAAAAUGUUGUCAUUUGUGGACCUUAAGGACCUUAAGUUUGGGCUGCAGGGACCCAGUCUAGGCCAUGGGUUGACCAGGUACUUAAUGGACACGUGAAGUGGAGAGCAGCACAAUUGCUGUUUAUCUGCAAGAGGCCACACUGUGGGGCUGUUGGUGAGCGAGAUAGGCAAUAAGCAGCAAUGGCAACUGUUCCCUUCCUCCCAGGUUGCACUUCUACGUGAUCAUGACAAGCCAACGGGAGCUGUUUCCACGACUAACGGCUGACAUGCGCCGUUUCAAAAAGCUGCCACGCCUGCAACGGGACACGCUGGAGCCAGUUCUGGGACGUGCCGCCUGGGAGACGGCAGAGGGGGGCUGGCAGCGGAAGGAAGUGCCAGAGCCCUGGGAGGAGGUGGAGGACAGUGGGGAGUUCUAUGCAGGAGGUCCCCAGGUCAAGGUGGGCCCCGGGCUCUUCUACACAUCCCCGCUCUUCCCGCUUCUUGCCUCCGAGGUGGCUGCUGCCCAGAAGCAGCUCAGCAGCAUGGUCCAGCUUGCCAAGUGCCACUGCCGCCGAGACAACCUCUGGAAGAGGCUCUUCCUGCUUGAGCCGCUUGCCUCCGACAAGCUCAAGCUGGGCAAGCUCUCCCUCGGCGAGUUGGAGGAGCUGCUGGACGCCGUGCACAGGAAAUCGAUUGCUGACAUUGAUCCCCAGCUGGUGAGUUGAGCUGGUUGAGUCAGUGGGGGUGCAUGUUGUAUGGGUGUAUGCACACUUGUGACAUACUGUGGUGGGCAGAAAACACUCAGAGGACCCCAGCAUGGUCCAAGCUACGGGAUGCUAAAGAGCCCUGCUGGAGCAGACCAGAGCCCAACUAAUCUAGCAGUCUGUUCUCUCAGUGGCUUACGUUCAUUUUUCUCUCUCUUUGUGGCAGAGUUGCUUCCUCACCAUGACAGUCUCCUGGUACCAGAGUCUUAUCAAGGUGCUGCUGAGCCGUUUCCCCCAGAGCUGCCGCCAUUUCCAGAACGCAGAUGCUGGCACCCAGUACCUGGUAAGUCCCUUCCAGGGUCAUUUUCUCCAGCUGUGGGCCUCUCCUUGCUAACCAGCUUUCCUGUCAGUUAAAUCAAGAGCGAACUUUGAUCAUUUUGCUUGGUCAGGUUUGGCAUUUUCACUCAUCCGUGCCAGCUCCCCUUGGCUCGACAAUGGAAAGAAAUUCUGAAAUGCAGUCCUUCAGGUUUCUUUCCUUAUUAGAAGCUGCCCUCUAGUUACUGGAAGGUUGUUUCAGUCCAGGAUUUGGAGGUGGGUGAGUGAGAUCAAGAGGCUUUAUGGACUUCUGUUUCCCUUGCCCACUGGUUUUUUCCUACCCAUCUGCCCUACCCCCCAGAAAAAAGUUCUGACCCUCCCAGUGGGAACAAUGCAAUUAUUGCCUUGCUUCCUUUAAUGUGAGGGAUGAUUCUCUCUUGAUGCAGCGCUCUUGCCCCCAACUCUGCAGGUCGUGCUGAACCAGAAAUUCACAGACUGUUUUGUGCUCGUAUUCCUUGAUUCCCAUUCAGGAAAAACGGUAAGACCCUUCUUCAUAGCUCAGCAGUUCAAGGGGUACUGGUGACAUAAAACUUCUGAGCCCUGGGGCUGCUGUUUUGGCUUUGAACGUCUAACUAGCUCUGCCCGCUCUGUGUUGCACCAGGCACUGCUAACUCAAAUGUCCUGGAGUUAUCCUCUCUGAACAGCCUUCCCAAGAGGAGUCUUUGGCCUAAGGAAAGGCUAUCGGGGAGCUUUGUUGCUUAACUAUGGGCAGAUGGCUAGAUCCCUGUGCCUUGCUAGUGCCAUUUGUUAACCCAGCUGUCUUUUUUUGCAGAGCCUGACCGUGGUGUUUCGAGAACCAUUCCCAGUACAGCCCCAGAACAGCGAGAGCCCCUUGCCGCAGCUGGUGUCCACGUACCACCAUCUGGAAUCGGUCAUAAACACAGCUUGCUUCAAUCUCUGGACAGGGCUGCUCUAGUGUUGGUUGGCUCCUUCCACCUGGGGCACACUGCACAGGCCCAGCUGGGGCGAAGAGGGCACCGCAAGUGGCAGAAGCACACAUGGGGGACCGUAGUGGGCGAUGUGAGGCUACAGCUGGCUGGGUAAGAGCUUGGUUAGGACACUUUGAAGCCUGACUGAGCCGAACAGAAUCAAGGGAGGGGGACCGCUCUGGAGACCAGAGCACAGCCUUAAGCGGGGGGGGGGGGGGCGGUAAGCACCUUCCCUAAAAAACUAUAGGCUGAGGCAUAUAUGGACAGAUGUGCCACCUUCCCUUGGGCACUUUGGCGCCAGGGCUCAAAGGCAAGUGGAGCUGGUGACUUGGCCUGGUGCUUUUAAGAGUGACUCAUUGGAUGAGUUUUAGCGAGAGGGAACUGCACAAUGAUGGGAAUUUUUAUAUAUAUAUGAAGUGAAUGUACAGUAAAUUAAAUAAAAUGGAUCAUUAAUUAUAACAAUAAAAAUCUUUUGUCAU